AUGAACACCACCAUCACCCUGGCAACUGGAAUAAUGUUCACGCUGCAUCUGAAAAGUCUGAUUGCAGGGAUUAUUCAAACAAUUCAAGGUAUGUGUGUGCUUAAACAAUUUCUUAUCCACUCCACCUCUCUUUGCUGAUGUGAAAAAUGUGCACCAGAUAGAGAGUGUAUUCCACAAGUAAAUAAUUGUUCAGCUAUUAUUGGAAGGGAUGACAAAAUGGUAAUAAUGGUAAUCUCCAAGGCUGGCAGACAAAUAAAGCUAAGAAAAUCCCACGUAACCAAUGAACAGAGUACAGGCAGGACAAUGAAUAUUUGUGCCAGAAGCAGAAUUCAUAAUGCUACAGCUAGAGACCCUAUUCUAAAAUCUCUGCCGCUGCUGAAUAAGGACAGAGAAUAGGGAUGGGGAGCCUGUGACCUUCCAGAUUUUCUUAGACUACAACUCCCAUCAUCCUGACAGUUGGCCAAACACAGGCUGGGGAUGAUGUGAAUUGGAGUCUUUCCCAUCACUACAAAAGAGGCAGGUAUCAUCUGACUUGUGGGGAACCCAGUCUGGUUUUUGGAAGGGAGGGGGUAACACACACAACUUCAAAUGAUAUUAAAACAAACAAAUAAAAAACCCUCACAUGCAGAAGUACAGUGGUACCUCGGGUUAAGAACUUAAUUCGUUCCGGAGGUCUGUUCUUAACCUGAAACUGUUCUUAACCUGAAGCACCACUUUAGCUAAUGGAGCCCCUCACUACCGCCGCACUGCUGCUGCGCGAUUUCUGUUCUCAUCCUGAAGCAAAGUUCUUAACCCGAGGUACUAUUUCUGGGUUAGCGGAGUCUGUAACCUGAAGCGUCUGUAACCCGUGGUACCACUGUAUCAGAAAUCUUUGGGAGGCAAAAACCCUAAAUGGGGCAGGCAGAGGGAAGAGAACUCUCAGGAAACAACUCAACAUGGAGUGUGCUCAGUGAUCAUGGAAUAUGACAGACUGGUCCAUCUAGGUCAGUGUUGUCUAGAAUGACAGGCAGCAGCUUUUCGAGAUUUCAGGCAGGGGAUAUUCCCAACCCCACCUGGAGAUGCUGGGGAUUGAAUUUGGAACCUUCUGCAUGGAAAGCAGGUGCUCUUGUGGAGGAGGGCAUGAAUGAAUGACCGGCACAGUAAACAUGAACAUGCCACACUGCAACAUUUCGUUGCAGUUUCUACUUCUGCUAUGGUUAAUGGGUGUUAUUUCUAGAUGUUUGAUCUGAUUUAUUUAAUUUUUCAGGCAAGUCCAUGAGAAAAUUGCAACAGCUACCCUCCCUGCUUCCAAGAGGGAAGAAAGGAAUAAUUUGGUUUGGUCAUUGGGUCUGGGAGCCUUGAGAUGUAUAUCUCCAGGCUUCGGUGGAAAUCUCCACAUACGUGAGUAGGCAGGCAGGUGUUUUAUUUGUCUAACACCUUAAGCUAACACAGAGAGGUUUCUAUUUAAUGCUGUCGUCCGGUAAUGUAAACUUACACAGCGAUUUGCAAGCAAUGUAAAUUCCCUAUUGAAAGCUUUGGCUGCGAGCCACAAACUACAGAAUAAAAGGAUCUCUGAAAAGUGAGCGAUUAAAUUCCAGUCAAAGACUAAUAUUGCCUAGUUUUCUAAUAACCCUAGUUCUCAUGUUAAUCCAUUCUCCUCUGAGUAAAUUGAAUACUGUAUAUUUCCAUCAAAGUAUUCCCUCUGCCCCAGGAGGGCAGCUCAGGAGAUGUUCUUUGUUUAUUACAUAGGCAUAGAACAACACUGGACAUUUAUGCUACAAACUAACAUGCAAUGGAAGCUGCUUGUGCAUGCAGAGCAAAUGUUUUUCUCCUAGGAAUGCAGGAAGAUGACUUAUGCCCAGUCCGACCAUCUGGUUCACCUAGCUCAGAACUGAAUGUGCAAACAAGUACAGUCAUACCUCAUGUUACGUUUGCUUCAUGUUACGUUUUUUCAGAUUGCAUCCCGCGGCGACCCGGAAGUACCAGAAAGGGUUACUUCCGGGUUUCACUGCUCGCGCGUGCACAGUAGCACUAAAUCGCACUUUGCGUAUGCGCACAAGCUCCAAAUCAUGCUACGCACCUGCACAGAUACGGCGCUUCAGUUUUUAUGUUGCGAACGGGCCUCCGGAACGGAUCCCAUUCACAACCAGAGGUACCACUGUAUAUCCAUCGAUGGGCGAGAUGCCCCAAAAGUGACUGAAAAAGAGUACGAGUUCACGUGCAGAGUUGUGAAAGGUUGAGUGGUCCACACAACAUUCCAACCAUUACCACGUCAAAAACAUUUUAGAUCAAUAUAGCAUUCACAGAAAAGAGAGCAAAGCAUCAUAAAUUGUGCUGAAAACAACACAUGAAGACCAAACAUGGUUCCGAUGGAAGGCCUGGAAGAAUAUAAAGGUCAUCUUAUGGUACCAAAAUAUGUUAAUGUGCACACCUAGAGGAUUGCACUUGGGGAGAAUAUUGUGCAACUGAGGUGCUACCCCCCAAAUUAGGAUUGAGACAGGAAAGCUGAGGGCCAAAGGCAGCUCCCCAGGCCUCUCUAUUUGCUCCUGCGGGUUCCCCCUAAGCCACACUCUCCUGGAAUGAGGAUGGAGAGAUGUCAGUUGGGUGUGUGAGUGUGUAUGCACCACCUCACACUCCUUGGAAGAAGAAUUGGGUAAAAAUGCCAGAAAUAGAGCAGACAAAUGUCUUUAUCUACUUGAUUUAUGACUGGGGCAGAAAUAGCUCCACCUACAGAAAGACCCCUGUGUAUCCCUCUCCCUUAGCAUUUAGUUCUGCCUGUAAUCUGCAAUUCCAAACUGUUCCAACAAUGGAGAUUUACUGUCACCGUUGUUGUUUUUUAAAAAAAUGCAGGUGAUUUCCCUGUUAUUAUAGUUCAAUGAUGCCCUCUGCUGGAAGAUUUGUAUGUUGGCACUUCCAGUCAUUUUCCAGGCAUGGGUGAAAGCUGCGUGGUUGAUUUCCCAAGGCUUCCCCUGUGGGCUAGAUUUCUUUCAUGAGGUUAAGACUUCCCCCCCAAAAAACUGUACCCAUAGUGGAGCUCCUAUGUGGCCUGGAGGUCCUGAUGCAGAGGCUGGACAGCCACCUCUUGGGGAUGCUGUAGCUCUGGGUUUCCAGCAUGAAACAGGGAGCUGGACCAGGAAGGAAGUCCACAAGUCAUAGGGAUGAAGGACCAAUUAAAUUCAGUUCACAUCUAAAGGCGCAAUUUACCUAAUCCACACUUUCCAAAACAAUAUGCGAACCAGAACACAGCUACCCUUCAAAUUUCACACUUUUCUGAAUUUUGCAGCUUAGUAAUGUGCCCCACAAUGUAAAGUGUGUAUAAAAAAAAUGCAGAUAUUUGUGAAAAUAUACAAUGAUGCAUGUAUUAGGGCAAACAUAAAUACUGAUGAAGCGGAAUACAAUGGAACCUCGGGUUGCGAAUGUGAUCUGUGCGGGAGGCAUGUUUGCAACCCGCAGCGCCACGUCUGUGCAUGUGUACGCGCAGGUCGCGAUUCGGCACUUCUCUGCAUGCGCAAAGCACGAUUUAGCCGUUCUGCACAUGCGCAAGCACCAAAACCUGGGUGUAACCUGUUCUGGUACUUCUGGCUUUGGCGCGGUGCGCAUCCUGAAAACAUGUAAUCUGAAGUAUCUGUAACCCCAGGUACCACUGUAUGCUUUGCAAAAAAAAAGUAUUCUUGCAUGCCAUCCCAGUCUCCAAGUACUGCAAGAUUCCAGCGAUUCCAAGCACUUACCCAGGGUUCAUAUUUCCUUUGGAGUGAGGCCCAGUGGAGACUGUAGUGUCUUUAGGAUAUAUGGUUUAUUUACAAAUAUAUGCAUGCUGUACCACUGAGCUAUGACCCUUCCCCAGGACAAGAGGGUGCUGAGAAGACCAGAUAGGGUUGCCACAUUUCUUUACUGUGCCUUUUUUUAAAAAAGGAGUCAUUUUUGGACUCACAGCUGUCCAUGGAGGCGCAGGUCAAUUCUGUGUCCAGGACAGCUGUUUAUCAGCUCCAUCUGGUACGCAGGCUGAGACCCUACCUGCCCACGGACUAUCUUGCCAGAGUGGUGCAUGCUCUGGUUAUCUCUCGCUUGGACUACUGCAAUGCACUGUACGUAGGGCUAACUUUGAAGGUGACCUGGAAACUACAACUAAUCCAGAAUGCGGCAGCUAGACUGGUGACUGGGAGUGGCCGCCGAGACCAUAUAACACCAGUCUUAAAAGACCUACAUUUGCUCCCAGUAUGUUUCCGAGCACAAUUCAAAGUGUUGGUUUUGACCUUUGAAGCCCUAAAUGGCCUCGGCCCAGUAUACCUGAAGGAGCGUCUCCACCCCCAUCAUUCUGCCAGGACACUGAAGUCCAGCUCCGAGGGCCUUCUGGCGGUUCCCUCAUUGUGAGAAGCAAAGCUACAGGGAACCAGGCAGAGGGCCUUCUCGGUAGUGGCGCCCGCCCUGUGGAAUGCCCUCACAUCAGAUGUCAAAGAGAUAAACAACUACCUGAAAUUCAGAAGACCCCUGAAGGCAGCCCUGUUCAGGGAAGUUUUUAAUGUGUGACAUUUUAAUGUAUUUUUAAUCUCCGCCCAGAGUGACUGGGAAAACCCAGCCAGAUAGGUGGGGUACAAAUAAUAAAUUAUUAUUAUUAUUAUUAUUAUUAAUCAUUUUUUCGAUACAAACAUCAACCGCAAAAGACACAUACAACAAAAACCAUACUAGCAAUAAUAACACAAUUUGACAAUUCAGAUUUGAAUACACUGAUAUACCUACAACUACACCUUUUUAAACAAUAUUUCCCCACCUCUCUCUCCUCUCCCUACCUUCCCCCACUAUCCGCCUUAUCGCUGUGCCUUUCAACAAGCUUGGUCUGCAGACGUUGGCCAGUGAUCAUGCUUAUGGCCAAGUGUCACCUUCCUGCCAGUUUCUGCAGACUGAAUUGCUGCUAAGGAAUUGCACAAGAGCAAGCCAGACAGGGUUCCUCCCCAAAGUCAGUUGGCACCCCUAAGAUAAGAAGGCAAACAGCAAGGAAGGGCAGAAAGAACCAGUGGAGAAAUUGUUUCUGCGCUGUCAUUAUCCUCACCACAAAAUGAUGUAGCUGGGAAAGAGAUUAAGAUGGUCACCGAUGACCUUUUCCCAAGCAACAGUUGCUUGUUAACCUUUUUGCCCUCUUUUCCACACAAAUAAUAAGGGCCCCCUCCAGACUCAUGUUUUGUAAGGAGUGUAUUGUGCAACAUGUAAUUGAAGCAUUGCUAGUGCAUUUGUGGUAGAUUUAUGCUGGACUGGACGCAUGGAGCUCUACUUUAUUAGUUGUCCUGCAAUCAUUCCCCAUUGUCAUCUGGAGGGGCAGCCUUGCACUGCAGCACGGCUAAACUGGGAGAAAUAAUAAUAAUAAUUUGGAACAUCUGUGGUACUAAAAUUUAUAGGAUUGCAGCCAGAAGUUGCAGGACAUGCAGCAGUUGGAUACAAAGCAAUAUGCCCACCCCAAAACCUUUGCAGGCAAAGAGCACUGAAAGCGGGGUUGUUUAUAACCACCUUGAUACCAUCAUGAGUGCAAAUAAUCAUACUUCACAACAAAAGGGAUGUCUGGAGGGACCAGAAAUAUAUCUCAGCCGCUAUGCAACUUGAUUAAAGGCACAUCCUGAAACUGUAACCAGUCGGGACACAUCUCAUCCUUUGAAGAGAAGUCUUAACAAGCAAAUGGCCAUUGUUUUAUACUCCUGCUUUACUAAGGUUGUCUGAAGGGAUGUUGACACUGGAGGGGUCACUGUGGUCCUUCAGGCUGCAAUUAGCCAUGGCUCCCAUUGUCAACUGGCCCUCUUGUGUAGGGCUGCAAAUCCUCUUUCUGUAACUGAGGUCCCCGUGCUCUCGUGCUCACAAUAAUUGAGCCUUCCAGGAGCCGCUGUGCAGAUCACAAGCUUAAUGGCUUUUGUUCUUGAUGCAAUACAUAACUCAUAAGUGCCUCAAGGUCUUUAAAAAAAACAAAAAAACAAGCCUUAGUCACUGAAGAGUUCCAGUUUCCAAUUUCCAAUCACCAUUUUUAAUGCAGCUGGAAGGUCCUCACAAAGCAACUUAGCAGGGUGGCUUAAGAUAAAAAACAGCCCUGCCAGAUCAAGUCAGUUGUCUGCCUAGGUCAGGGGUCUGCAACCUUUAAGACAAAAAGAGCCACUUGGGCCUGUUUCCAAAGAAAAAAAAACUGGGAGCCGCAAAACUCGUCAUUAUAAAAAUAACUUUUUUAUUAUUUCUUUGUUUGACCUCUCAGAAUUACUCCUCCUCAUAGAAUAAACGUUAAAUUAACAAGUUACCUUUUUGUGUGUGUGUGUUCUUCACUCCCCUUCAAAACAGUGACCAGCGUACAUGCCCCUUACAAUGUAGUGGGUGGGCGGGCGGGAAGGUGACGUCGGGACGGUGCGUGACUAAUCCACAAACCGCCCCCAUGUGACGUCACAGCCAGUACAGCGCCCGCCACAGUGGGGAGUGUCGGGGCACACAAUGCGCCUCCUCCCCUCGCUAGUAUCCGCCCCGGAGCUGCGGCAAAGGUGUAAAAGAGCCACAUGCAGCUCCGGUUGCAGACCCUGGCCUAGGUCAUAGUUCACUGUAUUCUGUUUCCCACAGUGACCAAGUGCCUUACUCCUUUGGUAUUUUAAUCUUAGGAGUCAUCCAAGGAGGUUCACUAGCAGGAUGUCCUCCUGAUACAGAAGCUAGGAAUAAGAUCAUAGAAAGGUCAUGCUGCAUCAGACCAAAAGUCCAUCCAGGUCGCAAUCGCACCAAACAUUCAAAGUGCUCUUUAGCAAUCAUGGUUACCCUGGAAGAAUCUUCGGAACUGUAAUUUCAUAGAAUCAUGGAAUUGCAGAGUUGGAAAGGGUCCUGGGUGUCCUCUAGUCCAACCCCUUGCGAUGCAGGAAUCUCAGCUAAAGCAUCCAUGACAGAUGGCCAUCCAACCUCUGCUUAAAAACCUCCAAGGAAGGAGAGGAAUUUGUUAAGCAUGCUGGUCAUUGGAGCUCUGUGAGAGGUCUCCUAACAACUCUCAAGAUCAGGCAUAGGCAAACUCAAGCCCUCCAGAUGUUUUGAGACCACAAUUCCCAUCAUCCCUGACCACUGGUCCUGUUAGCUAGCAAUGAUGGGAAUUGUAGUCCCAAAACAUCUGGAGGGCCGGAGUUUGUCUAUGCCUGUUCAAGAUGCUUAACAAGACAGCCAGUGUGGUGCAGUGGUUAAGAGCGGUGGACUCAUAAUCUGGUGAACCGGGUUCGCUUCCCGCUCCUCCACAUGCAGCUGCUGGGUGACCUUGGGCCAGUCACACUUCUUUGAAGUCUCUCAGCCCCACUCACCUCACAGAGUGUUUGUUGUGGGGGAGGAAGGGAAUGGAGAAUGUUAGCCGCUUUGAGACUCCUUCAGAUAGUUAUAAAGCGGGAUAUCAAAUCCAAACUCUUCUGCAGAUCCCACAAUUCUUUAGAAGAAGCCAUGGCUGUUAAAUUGUUAUAAGAGUGCUUUAAAUGUAUGCUGUGGAUGUGAUCCCAGCCCAGCAACCAGUUUUCCACAGUGGCCACCCAGGUGCCUCUGGGAAGCCCACAAGCAGGCCAUGAGCCCAACAGCAUUCCCCUGCUCGUGGUCCCCAGUCUCCACCCCGUCAUUCAGCCCAGACACUGAGGUCCAUCACUGCGAAAAGUGAGGUUACAGGGAACCAGGCAGAGGGCCUUCUCGGUAGUGGUGCCCACCCUGUGGAACGCCCUCCCAACAGAUGUCAAGGAUAUAAGUAACCUUUAGAAGUCAUCUCAAGGCAGAUGCACUUCCGGGGACAGCGCCAGCAGCUAAUGGUGGAGUUCCUCUAAGCGGAGGAACUAGCUCCGCGAAAACUGGGUCGCCCGCCACGGCGAAGGCGGGGACCCGUCAGAAAUCUCAGGUGGAAGAAGCCUGGGAACGUGGGGGUUUGGCAGGGCACCUGGAGCGCCCCCCCUACUCGUGGGGAAUCCUUUCUAAGGACUCCGGAGCGAAGUGGGGUGAGUGGCGCGGUGCUGUGAACUGAAUGCUACUUUCACGGAGUGAAGCCGCACAGCCAUUGCCGGGGAGCGCUGACUUUUGGACUUUUAACAAACUGAAUUUGGCUACGAACGGGGGAGGCGCAACGAACGGGGGAGGCGCAAAACAGGAAGUCAACCUUCCUUUCUUUGUAAAUAGUGGGAAGCAAGGAGUUUUAAACUAAAGCCUGAAAGAUUGCUUUUGACAUCUAAAUCUUCAGUAUAAAACUAGCGAACCCCCCCUUGGCUGCAGGGGAAAAGGGGGGGAUUUCUGGACAUUAUUUCCCUGCAGAAAAAGAGGGUAAAAGUUAACGUUUCACCGCUCGGAACCGGGGAACGGCAGCCAUUAAAAUUGCUGCAUUGACUGCGAAUAGACUAUCUAACUGUCAGUGAGUGAAACAUUGUUUCAAUUAUUUUCUCUUGGCUUAAAAGUUUCAACUAUGUUUCUGAACUAAAGUUUGAUAUUAAACAUAUUGGCAUAAGUUGUUAGAGUAACUUUAAAGAGAAAAAUAAAAAGAAAAGGAUACUUUGUUGUUGUUUUUUUGAAUGAUAUUUAUUCAAAAUUUCAUCAAUACAUAAACACAAAAAGAAAAACAAGAAACACAGAGAAAAAAAAGAAAAAAGAGGAAAAAUAUACAGCAAAAAAUAGAACAAGAGGAAAAAACCCAAAAAAGAAAGAAGAAAGAUACAAAUCUCAGAUUGCAACUUUUCAUUUGCUUAAUUCUUGAACCUCCUCACACCUCCCUUUUUGUAUUCUAGUUUAAUUCGUUAUUUCAGCAAAUUCUUCCCAUGUUUCUCAAUUUUAAUUUAAAUGAUUAAUCUUCACAAUCUCUCUUAUUUAUUAAUCAAGAUAACCUUUCCAUCUUUUAAUAUAGUCUGUUAUUCAAUUUACCUUAAUCUCUUUAACCUUAUCUUAUCUUAAAAAUCUUAAAUUUUCAAAAUUUACAUCAUAUUCAUACAUAUCUCCUUAAAAUCAUUUCUACUAAAGCCAAUUUAAUUCCUUUCCAGCAUAUUCCCUCAAAUUUCAUUAAUGUUGCACUAAUUCCAAAAUUAACAAAAGAAUUUCCCUUGAUAUCUCUAAUUUUUAUCCAACGUCCCUUCUUCCUGGUUUCAGGUCAUGUCAGUCCUUUCUGUCCAUUACAUCCAGUCCAUCAAUCUGGUGUUCUAAUGUCCGAGGCCCUUAAAUCUCUUCUAGGCCCCUUCUGCAAAAUUUUUGUUCCUGUUUGUGCUUGCGCACUUCUUUGUCAAUUGUUGGUUUCUUGGGGAGUGGGUCUCCGGAGGGUUCCAUCCGGUAAUAGUUUCCAUUUUCCUUCAUCAGAUUGGCCCCUUCCCCCCAGUCCCACUCCCCGUCUUCAUCUUUGUAAUCCAAAAAAUAUUUAUCCAGAAGAUAGUUGUUCACCUGUUUCAUAGUCCCACUAGAGUUAAAAGCUUCCUUGACUUCAAAUACUUCCCGGCAGUCUCCAAGUUCAAUCUUCCAACGCAGUAGCUUUUGUUCCUGCAGGACUUUGGAUCUUUCCAUUUGUGUUGUUUGAGGAGUAAUCACUGCCUCUUCUUUCUCCAUCUGCCCUUGGACUUGCCUUGUCAAACCAGGUUCCUGAAUUGAUCGCUGUAUAACUUCUUUAUCCUUAUUCCCUGUUAAAUCAUAUUCACUGGCCACAGCACUCAUCAGGUCCAAUUUUUCAUGCAUCAAGUUCAUUUUCUCAUGCAGCUGCUCCAGCAAAGCAUUAGUCAUGCCAAGGGCAGACACCAAACCUUCCUGCCAACACAUUUCUGUUCAAAGUCAAGGUCAAACGGCUGGUCCCACGAUCCAAAUCUCACAUCUGCAGAGUCUCCAAGUAAGCUGCAACAACAAACUGACGGGCUCCCUCUAGGGGACACAAUUUCUAUUUGUAUCCAUUUUUAAAAUAUAUCCAACGAAGGAGAUUACUUUCGAUUUCAAUUCCUUUCGAUUUCAAAUACUUUGUUUCUUUAAAAAGCAGAAAUGCAGAAAGUAGCGUUGAAGUUAAUUUGUUUCUCUUUUUCUUUUCUUUUUUACUAUCUGUCAAAGUGCUCCACUUUCAAUCAAUGGACGUCUCAAACAGCUUCUGUCCCGACACCCCGUCCCCAGGUUUGGGACGAUGGAAACUUAAAUUCCUUUACUCUCCUCCUGCAGGAUUAAACAGUCAAAUCCCCCCCCCUUUCUCCUGCUUCCAAGGGGGUUUUAUUGGUUAUGGAUGCAGGAAAUUUCCAACUUUAAAGCAGUUUUUCAGGCUAUUAGGUUGCAAGGUCUUUGCUUCAAUCUAUAUACAAAAACGGAAGGCGGACUUCCUGUUUACACCUUCCCGCUUCGUGCCUAAUUCAUAAAUUUUGCAGGUUUCUUAAUCCAAUUCUCCGUUUUUACUCACGGGUGCUUGAUUUAGAGUCCAAAUGUCAUCAGGAAAUGUCAGCGCUCUCCGGUGAUGGCUGCGCGGCUUCCCUCCAUGGAAAUAGCGAUCGGUUCGCAGCACCGCGCUGCUCACCCCACUUCACUCCAGAGCCCCAAAAAGGGGUUUCCUCGUGAGUAGGGGAGGCGCUCUUGGUGCUCUGCCGAACCCCACGUUCCCAGGCUUCUCCGCCUGGGAUUUCUAGCGGGCCCCCACCUUCGCCGCGGCGGGAAGACCCAAUUUCCACAGAGCCCGUUCCUCCGAUCGGAGGAACUCCGCCAUUCGUCGUUGGCGCUGACCCGGAAGUCCCAGAAAGGAUACUUUGGACUAAUAUAAGAUAAACAACAACUACUUCCCUCUAGAGGAGGACUUUGAAACUGUUAUAAGGAGUGGAAUUUUCCAGUUUUAAAGACAAAACCCUGGGAAUUGUACCUGACCUUGAGAGCCUUGAGUGUUAUGGCAGAUGGGAAGAAAAAAAUAGACUCAUUACAGGAAAAGACAACUAGAUCCGGCAGGACUUUUCGGAGAGCCUCUACAUCUGGCCCCCCUGUUCCCUCUGCAGCUGUGUCAGUGUAUACCAAAUCAAAAGGAGGAAUGCCCUUGGAAGAAGAUUGGGCUCUUGUAUUAAGCAAAAUUAACAAUUCUUUGGAACAAAUGAAUAAAAAAUUGGACCAAAAUUCACAAAAAUUGGACCAAAAUACACAAAGUAUAAAAAGUUUGGAACAAAAAGUUAAUUCUAAUACAGAAGCUAUUGAGACACUAGUUAAGGAAUCUAAUUCAACUAGGCAGACUGCAGAGGAAGCUAAGGAAAAGAUUGCUACGGCGGAAGCGAAAGUAGCACAAUUGGAAACAGAGGUCCCGGAUGUGUGGAAACAAGUACAUGACCAGAAGCAGAUGCUUUCUAUGUUCGAGCUCAAGGAGAAACAGACAAAUCUGAGAAUUCGGGGAGUACCUGAACUAGAAAAAGACUCCUUGAUAGACUUUCUCACAGAGGAAUUUGCAGCCUUUUGGAAUCGGGACCUACAAAAAGAGGAGUUUAAAAUUGUGAGAGCCUUCAGACUGGGAAGAGGAGGGAAGAAGGAGAAGAACAGAAUAAGAGACUGUUUGAUUACACUCAGAUUGAAGGAAGAGAGGGAUAAAAUUUUGAGUUGGCAUUACGAGGAGGCCUUGACAAUACACAAAUUUAGAGUGGAGAUAUUUAAAGAUAUUCCCAAAUAUCUUUUAGAUUUGAGAUUUAAUUUUAGAGAUUUGGUUGAACUGCUGAGAAGGAACAGAAUCAACUUUCGGUGGGAAUUUCCUCAAGGCCUAUCUUUUAGCUUUAAAGGAAGAAAAAUAAAGAUAAGAUCAUUAGAGGAUAAAACAAAGUUCUUGCACAAUUAUGAAGAAGAUCUACAGAAGGGAAUCGGAAAAGAGCCAACAUCACCGGAAAGAGGGUCACCAGACAGAGGAUUGGAGCAAAGAGUACGGAAGAGAGCAUCGUCAAAAAAAGAUACUUUGGAAAUCUUGGACAUUUCAUCAUUGUCUUUUGGAUUGGACCCCCCCCCCCCCGAUAAGGAGCUAACGUUACCACCAACAGAAGAGGAACAAGAUCUGGGGGCAGUUGGGGGAGUACCAAAGUAGCCACAGGAUGACGCUGCAGGCCCUGAGUUGGAAUGUCCAUGGCCUCAACAUUUCGGAGAAAAGGCGACGAGUGUUUCAUUUAUUGAAAAAAGAGCAAUUGGACUUAAUUUGCUUACAAGAAACGCAUGUGACAAGAUUACACAGGAAAUUAUUAAGCAACAAGAAAUUAGGUCAAGAAUUUAUUUCAUCAGAUAAAGUUAAAAAAAGAGGAGUGGUUCUCUAUGCAAAGGAGAACCUAUCACCGAAAUUUAUCUUCAAAGAUGAACAAGGAAGACUGGUAGCAAUUGAAAUCCAAUUACAAGGAGAUAGGUAUUUGGUGAUAGGUAUCUAUGCACCAAAUGAAGGGAAAUCGGAAUUCUUCAAAAAGUUACAUGAAAUCUUGAUGGACUAUAUGGAUUACAAUAUGAUCUUGAUGGGAGACAUGAAUGGUGUCGUAUCUACGAAUAUGGAUAAGGCUCAAAGACAAACAAUCACCAAGGAUGGAAGACUACCAAAAACAUUUUUUGACAUGACUGAUAAUUUGGACUUAAUUGACGUUUGGAGAAUGAAGAACCCUCUGGGAAGAGAGGGAACUUUCUUCUCGGAGGCAAAAAUGACAUGGACAAGAAUCGACCAAAUCUGGGUAACUAGAGGACUGGCUCCAAAGAUCAGCAAGGCUGAAAUUUGCCCAAAGACCAGCUCUGACCAUAAUGCGGUGAAGAUGGAAAUGAAAUUGAUGCCAACUGGAUCCUUCAGAUGGAGGAUGAAUGACUCUUUGUUCAGGAAUGAUGAAUUCAUUAAAAAGGCCCAAAAAACUUUGAAAGAUUAUUUUGAGAUAAACAUGAACACUUCAGUGGAAAAAAGAGUAAUCUGGGAUGCAAGUAAAGCCGUAAUGAGAGGUUUUUUGAUGCAACAGAAUGUAAUUAGGAAGAAAAGGCAAAAUGAGGAAAAAAGAUAAAAUUUUGGAAAAAAUAAAGGAAGGAGAGAAGAAAUUGAGGGCAAAACCAAAGUCCCAGGAGAUCUUAAAAGAAAUAAAGCUUUAUCAAGUACCAUAUAUGAAAUUGAUGAACCAGGAAAUAGAAUGGAAGAUUAAACAGAUGAGACAAAAGACAUUUGAAUCGGCAAAUAAGUGUGGGAAACUGCUGGCCUGGCAAUUGAAAAAAAGACAAAAACUAAAUACUAUUAUGAAUCUGGAAGUGGAAGGAAAGAAUAUACAGAAUCCAGUUGAAAUUAGAAGGUGCUUCCAGAGGUAUUUCAAACAAUUAUAUACACAAGAAAAGCAGAAUGAAAUGGACAUUGAUAAAUUCCUGGAAAUAAAUGGACUACAAAAAAUUUCUCAAGAAAAUAAAUUAAUGCUUGAUUACAAAAUAACGGAUCAGGAAGUAGAAGGGGCCAUUCAGAAUAUGCAAUUAGGUAAAUCUCCAGGACCGGAUGGACUGACUUCUAGAUACUACAGAACUUUGAAAGAAUGGUUAAUACAACCAUUAAAGGAAGUCUGUAAUGAAAUAUUGGAAGGGAAAAGGGCACCUGAGUCGUGGAAAGAAGCAUAUAUUACACUUAUACCAAAAUCAGAGUCCGAAAAGACGCAACUCAAAAACUACCGUCCCAUAUCACUGCUUAAUGUGGAUUACAAAAUUUUUGCAGAUAUUUUGGCUAAAAGACUAAAAAAGGUGUUAGCAGAAGAAAUCCAUAAAGACCAAGCGGGCUUUCUCCUGGGCAGGCAUUUGUCUGAUAAUACGAGGAAUAUAAUUAAUAUUUUAGAAAAGUUACAAGUGAAGAUUAAUACAAAAGCAGUUUUGAUUUUUGUGGACGCGGAGAAAGCCUUUGACAAUAUUUCUUGGAGUUUUAUGAAGAAGAAUUUAUCGGGGAUGGGGGUUGGCAAAAGUUUUGGAAAUGGUAUAGGUGCAAUUUAUUCAGAACAAAGGGCCAAAUUAAUUGUGAAUAACGUAGUGACGGAAGAAUUUAAGAUUGAGAAAGGAACACGACAGGGUUGCCCAAUCUCUCCAUUGCUUUUUAUUUCGGUCCUGGAGGUUCUGUUAAAUAUGAUUAGAAGGGACCAAUUGGUUAAAGGUAUACAAGUGGGAGCUAAACAGUACAAACUGAAAGCAUUUGCAGAUGACUUAGUACUGACUUUACAGGAGCCAGAAUCAAGCACGAAAAGAGUACUAGAAUUGAUUCAAGAAUUUGGCCAGGUAGCAGGUUUUAAGUUGAAUAAGAUGAAAACUAAAGUCCUGGAGAAAAAUCUGAACGUGAUUGAGAGAGAGAAGUUUCAGAGAGAGACAGGUCUGACAUUGGUUAAGAAAGUGAAAUAUUUAGGGGUUAAUAUGACUGCUAAGAAUGUGAAUUUAUUUAAGGAUAACUAUGAAAAAUGUUGAACUGAAGUGAAAAAGAUUUAGAAAUAUGGUCAAAUUUGAAGUUAUCGUUGCUAGGCCGAAUUGCUGUGAUAAAAAUGAAUGUAUUGCCAAGAAUGUUAUUUCUGUUCCAAUCACUGCAAAUUUUGGACAAAAUGGACUGUUUCAAGAAGUGGCAGAGAGAUAUUUCCAGAUUUGUCUGGCAGGGCAAGAAGCCCCGUAUAAAAUUUAAGGUUUUAACUGAUGCUAAAGAAAGAGGUGGAUUUGCCCUGCCAGACUUAAAACUUUACUAUGAAUCAGCUGCUUUUUGCUGGCUGAGAGAAUGGAUGCUUCUUGAAAAUACGGAUGUUUUGGAUUUGGAAGGUUUCAAUAAUGUAUUUGGUUGGCAUGCAUAUUUGUGGUAUGAUAAGGUCAAAGCACACAAAGCGUUCAAAAACCAUAUUGUAAGAAAAGCACUGUUUAAUGUCUGGAUAAGAUAUAAGGAUUUGUUAGAAAAUAAAACCCCAAGAUGGCUGUCACCUAUGGAGGCAAAGGCCCAGAAAAACUCAAUAGGGAGGCCAAAUGGCCGAAGUAUUGGGAAAUCUUGGAACAAGAGGGUGACAGAUUAAAAUUACAGAGCUUUGAAAAAUUAAAAAACAGAGUGCGAGAUUGGCUCCAUUAUUAUCAAAUAAUGGAGGCAUAUAAUCAGGACAAAAAAAUAGGUUUUCAAGUGGAAAAAUCAAAGCUGGAAACAGAAUUGUUAGACCCUAAAGUUAAGAAUUUGUCAAGAAUGUAUAACUUGCUAUUGAAAUGGAAUACUCAGGAUGAAAUGGUGAAAUCUGCUAUGAUUAAAUGGGCACAGGAUGUUGGACAUAAUAUUAUGAUAGCUGACUGGGAACAGUUAUGGACCACUGGUAUGAAGUUUACGGCAUGCAAUGCCUUAAAAGAGAAUUUAAUGAAAAUGAUUUACAGGUGGUACAUAACACCAGUCAAGCUUGCAAAAAUUUAUCAUUUGCCUGAUAAUAAAUGUUGGAAAUGCAAUGAAACUGAAGGUACUUUCUUUCACCUCUGGUGGACAUGCCCAAAGAUUAAGGCAUUCUGGGAGAUGAUCUAUAAUGAAAUGAAAAAGGUAUUUAAAUAUACCUUCUUAAAGAAACCAGAGGCCUUUCUCCUGGGCAUGGUGGGCCAAUUGGUGCCAAAGAAGGACAGAGUUUUUUCAUGUAUGCUACAACAGCAGCAAGAAUACUCAUUGCAAAGCACUGGAAGACACAAGACCUACCUACCAGGGAAGAAUGGCAGAUGAAACUGAUGGACUACAUGGAAUUGGCGGAAAUGACUGGCAGAAUCCGAGACCAGGGAGAAGAGUCGGUGGAAGAAGAUUGGAAAAAUUCAAAGCUUAUUUACAGAAAUAUUCUAAAAUUAAUGAAUGUUAGAAAGAUGCUGGAAAGAAGUUAUAUGACUUUAGUAGAAAUAUUAUAAAGAAUCAAGUAUGAAUAGAUUGAUAUUGGGUAAAGAGGUAAAUUUAAGUCUAAAAUUGUGUUAAGUUAAAUUAUGGAACUAAAUUUGUGAAAGAGGGAAAGGACUUGCUGGAAUAUUUAAUUGAACUAGAAUACAAAAAAGGAGGUGUGAGGAAGUCGAGGAAAUAAGCAAAUGAAAGAUAAGUAUAUGAAAACAUGUGGUUCUUUUGUAUGUUUGUUUCUUCUCUUUUGGGUUUUUCUUUUUUAAAAAAAUGCUUUUGCUUUCUUUUCUUUUUCUUUUUGUAUUGUUGAUGUUUUGUACUAUUGUAUUUAUUUUUGUUUUUGAGGCUUUGUAAUUGUUUAUUGCUUAUAUUUUUCUUCUGUUUUUUUGCAGUGUCUAAACUUCAAUAAAUACUUUAUAUAUAUAUAAAAAAAGAAGUCAUCUCAAGGCAGCCCUGUAUUGGAAAGUUUUUGGAAACCCAGUCAGAUGGGUGGGGUAUGAUGAUGAUGUUGAUGAUGAUGAUGAUGAUGAUGAUGCCAGGUCAGUCUAAGUGUCUUUCUUGCUUAUUGGCAUCUGCUCUCAUUGGCAGCACCUCUUCAGGGUCUCAGUCAGAGGUGUCUCCUACCACCUGCUACCUGAUCUUCUUAACUGCAGGUGCCAGGGAUUGAACAUCCAUGAGAGACAUGUGCUCUGCAACUCUAUCAGUCCAUCCCCAAAGGAAGCUGUGGGGUGAAGGAGAAUGAAGCCCUGCUGAAAUUCAGUGCAGAAAAGUGCUUGGCUUUGCCUUGGCUUUGCCCACAAAGUCUAGUCUUGAGCCACACCUGCUGAAUCAGAGAUGGAGAACAUGCAGCCCCAGCCAGCCUGGCCCAAGGUCAGGCAUGUUGUCAUUUCACAGCCUUCUGAAGCUUGAUUUCUAUCAGGGUUCAUCCCAUUUUCAGUAGAAUUCUUGUGGGUUUGAUUCCAAGGGCCUUUUUAGCGAUAGCACCCUUUACAGUCAUACCUCAGGUUACAGAUGCUUCGUUUUUCAGGUUACGGACCGCCGAAACCUGGAAGUACUGGAACGGGUUACUUCCGGGUUUCGGCAGUUGCGCAUGCGCAGAAGCGCCGAAUCACAACCCGCGCGUGAGCAGACGCGCCGCUGCGGGUUGCGAACGUGCAUCCCACACAGAUCAUGUUCGCAACCCGAGAGUCCACUGUAUUUGGAAUGGCUUCGUGGGACAGAUUCCUGAGGCAUUUACAUAAUUCAGGCCCCAGAUUUUGUUCACAAAGUAAUAUUUUAAUCAUCAUGUUUUCAAAAUGCAUAUUUGGGAGGGGAGUAGCCCAUUCCCUCCAACAUUUCUCCGAUGAAAAUAGGGACAUCCUACAGUAAAACAGGACAUUCCAUGAUGAAAUCAGAAACCAGGGUGGCUUCUAUAAAUCCGGGACUGUCCCUGGAAAAUAGGGACACUUGGAGGGUCUGGGGGGGCUUGUUGGGGCCCCUGUGUGAUUCUUCAUUUGUUCCCCCUCUCACUUAACAGCAGGCUAAGGGCACCUUUGCCACUCUGCAGAGAUAUAGUACAGUCAGCUCACACACUCCUCCCAGGCUGGGAUUGAGAUCAAUCAGACACCCCAGCCAUAAAUCUCAGCACAGUGACUCCACAGUGACCGUGUCUCUGCUUUUAAUUUCUUGAGCAGUUAAGGAAAGAAAAGCCACAAUUGGACAUUGACAUGAUCUUGCUUUGACCCACAGCAUAAUGGCAGAGCAUGGCUCGCAACUCUGGUCACAGAGGGACAAAUAAACAAUGCUUCUUGGGUUGGUCUCCUAUCUUUCAUUGGGCACAAGACCCAAUGAAACUUGUAUUUGCCACAAGGAGACAAAAUACUCAAGUGGCAUUCAUAGUCUCUGGCUUAUAUUCCACAUAAGAUGUUCAUUCAAUAAAGUAGUGGGUGGGGGAUCAAUUUCAAGAAGGCCCCAUGAAAACACACUGCAAAUUCAACCGUGAAAAGGACAAACCAAGACUUGCAACACUGUGACCGUCUAAAUACCAAACAUGGCUUUGAAUUCACGAGCUUUUCAUGCUAAUCAAAUGCUGCUCUCCUUGUGCUUUGAGGAGAUAAGAAGCUACAAUACCCAGCUCUCUUGGUCUGGCCACGCUUUAACUCCUGCUGAGAUAAAAAAAAUAGAGCUACAACUGGGAAUAAAUUUGCCUCUUAUACAACUUGUAUGGCUGCAAUGUUUAGUUGGUGAAUCAGUUAUAUUAGUUGGUUAUAGGGCUGAAUGAAAAUGAAGGGAAUGACACAUUUCAUGAGCAACUUUGACCUCACAUGAUGAUGUCACUGGUGGCAAACGAAGUUAAAUUUGGAGUGAAUGCAGUUCCCUUACUCUGCACUAACUUAACUCGCCUUCAAUGAGAUCAUUACAGACAAAUCUCCCUAGAUACCUGAAAAUGGUACUGUUUCCAUGAAAAGAAGUCUGCCAAUCUGAGCGGUGAACAACAGUGAAUGGACAGGUAAGCACUGGAGAAGUUGUUUGGGGGACAUUUUAGUUGCGUGACAAGGCCCUCUUUUUGUCCUAAAAAAACCAAGAAUAAACAAAAGCUUAUUAUUGAACAUUCAGCUCACCCUCCUAAUUAAAAGCUUUUUCCCCCAGCUUACCUUUAUUAUUUCCAAACAUUUCAAGGCAUUUCAAAACAGUGUUUGUUUUAUUUGCUUUGACAAUUAAAUAUUUAACCAUUGUUUUGACAAUUUAAAUACUUUAAAAAUUACAUCUUUCAUUCAAUAGCGACAACUUUGCUCAGUUAAAAAGGUGCUCCUGAUUAAUCAGGCAGCAAAACUGGUAGUUCAAAAAAUGUUAAAUAUGUUUAAUGUAACUUCUUACAUUCUCACAGGUCCAUAUAAGAAGAGCAUAAACAGUUGGGCCUGAUGAGCAUUUACUGUUCCCAACCCUAAUCCUGCCGAAAGCCAUCUAAUUAGAUUUUAAUUUGAUCCUGACUUGUUUUUAGGUUUAGGACGUAAUUUAAUUAUUGUUUGAUUUUAUACCAAUGUUAUAUAUUUGAUGUUAGCCACCCUGAGCCCGGUUUCGGCCGGGGAGGACGGGAUGCAAAUAAAAGUUUAUUAUUAUUAUUAUUAUUAUUAUUAUUAUUAUUAUUAGCGGGGAUGGUCACUGUAUUAGAAGAGGCAUUCCACCUCCCAUCUUAGAAAGGAAGGAAUGCCUCUCAGUAGAAGGUCAUUUUAGACUCUGGACUUGAUGGUCUUACAUGAGUUCCCCUUUUUAGAUGUAUUAUUUUAAAAUUUGGUAAACUGGCUGAGUUUGAAAGCCCUUCUGUUCAUUUUCAGAAGAAUGGUGAGAACAUACAUUUCGGCAUUUGUCCCAAAGUCCUGCCUUGUCUGUGCCACUGUUGCCUCUUCUAAGAUGAGUACUGCUAUGCAUGUGCAUGCAUCAGCUAAAUAUGCCAAAACCAAUGCUUUGUUUUCAUCACAGGCACUGUUUUACACAUAUGCAUAUUUGGGCAGAUUGUAUCAACUAAUGAAUAAAUUGAAACUUGUUUGACUAAUUAAUUGGGUGCCACCCCUAACAAAGCCCUAACAAAAUUGCUCUGUCUAGUGGUCCUUUUCCAGAGAUUUGUGGGAUAUUCUUGCCUUCCUUCAGGAACUUGAUUGAGCUUGGAAAUGAUGGGGAAUGUAUUCUUUCCUGUUCAUCAGGAAUAGAGCCGUGGUCCUCCAGAUGUUGUUGAACAGAGGUGGGGUCCAUCAACAGCUGAAGGGCCACAGUUUCUCUGUCCUACUGUACACGAUGAGUAACUAAGCAUCUGAAUACCCCCAGCAGAAUAAUCCGUUUCAUCCAUUUAUUCUGGCAUAUACGAUAUUAGCUGGGCAGAAAAAGAAGCAAAGAAACAUUUGCCUGCUUUGGAAGAAAUUAGAGUCUGAAGCAAACAUGUUUAAAUACGCCAAGUCCUCUCAAGACCCAGACUAAGUGGCGCCCGCUCAGGGAGUUCAAAGGCUAUAUUGUGUUGUGGACAACAGGAUUUGCAGCUUUCUGUUUUACACCCCCCCCCCCCCAGUAUGAGUGGAGGAGAAAUUCAGUUUGGUUAAUUUUUUUAGGUGAACCUACCUUAUUUGCACUUCCUGAAACAAUAUGCCAACCAGAACAGAGCUAUCCUUUGAAAUUCUAACUUCUCCAAACCUUGUGAUGUAGUUGUGUACAAAAAAAAUCACAUUCAGGGAAAGUGUGUAUUCAAAUGCACACACUGAAAAGAAGUGUGUUCUGUUAGGAAAAGCCGAUAACCUUUCACCAGGAUCUUUUGCUGAAAAUUGCAAACUGACGCCGAAAAAUGUUGAACUGAACUUUAUGAAUGGGGAAAUAAAAACUGGCGACUCACUCACCCCUAACGCUCACCCAUGUGGCCCAUUAUGCUCUCAAUUUUUUUUAUUAUUAACUUGUUCAUGGCUGGUGGUUCAAGAAUGCAAGACUGCUCUCAGGACAGCGACUUGCUUGCUUGCUUCUCAGUAUACACAAAACUCUGGAAAUAUUGUAGUUUGUAUCGCAGCAUGCAUUGUACUAGAACUGAUGGUCUUUCUUUGCUCUUCCUGGUGUCAGUGUAGCUUAAAUGGUUAGAGCAGGGGUCAGCACCUUGUGGGAGGGCAGACUAUUUUUUUGGGGGGGAGAACGAAUUCCCAUGCCCCACAAAUAGCCCAGAGAUGCAUUUAAAUAAAAGCACACAUUCUACUCAUGUAAAAACACGCUGAUUCCCAGACCAUCUGCAGGCUGGAUUUAGAAGGCAAUUGGUCCUGAUCCGGCCCCUGGGCCUUUGUUUGCCUACCCAUGGGUUAGAGCAUGGUGCUGAUAAUGCCAAAGACAGCUGCAUAUUCCUACAACUCUACAAUUCUAUUUCUUAUGGGAUAGAAGUUCAAUGAAAGCCCCUUUGUAGCCUUCAACACACCCCACACAUAUGUCAGGGCCAAACAACACUUUGGUGGCACUAUUUCUUGCCAUUAUCUGUGAGUUUGUGGGCUGCGGGGGGAACAUUAUGAAAAUGAGGACAGUUGUAUUUGACAUUUCCCCCCUUUCCCUGUUACAUCUUAAAUUUGUUGUUAGGGACAAGCAACCCCCCCCCCUAAACAGAUCUGAGACUAUGAGGCAUUGAAAGAUGAGGAACCCCACAUAAUAUGGGCACAGGGCUGCCCCCACAUGGCAGCUGUUGGAAUUACCGGUAUCAUUUCAUCUUUGGUUCCCAAGGGAAUUGUGCAAAAGAAAGAUCCCGCCUUCCUUGCUCUCAGGCAUCCAAUAGGCAAGUGACAAUUAGAAUAGUGCUGAAGGGUGUCAAAAAGGAGUGUCCCUUCACCCCAUUGGCUAGAAUCCGGAUCACAGAGGCUAGAAAACCAAGAUUUUGAGACCAGGAUCUCAGCCAGGAGCUAGGAAUGAGGUAAACCAAGACUGGGAAGACUAAGUCAACCAAGGUAGGAAGGAACAGAUCUCGUAGGGGAGGGGUGUUGGCGGGGAUGGAGGAGAAAUACAUUUGGUUCACAUUUUAAAGCAAGCCAAUCUAAUUCACUAGUUCCAAGAUUAUAUGCAGGUUGGAAUGCAACUACCAAUCAGACCACAAACUUUUCCAAACCUUAUGGUACAGUUUCGUUAAAAGUACAUUUUAAUAUUAAUAUUUAUUUCAUUUAUGAAUUGCUUCCUAAGAAGCAUCACAGAGCAAUUUCACAAUAGAAUUAUAAAUAGAUAACAAUUGCAUGCGGUAAAAUCACAGAUAUUAAAGCUGCUUAAACAACUGCAUUUAGCUUUCUUUUUAAAAAAAUUUAGGGGCCAUCUAUAACUUUUCUCUUUUGUGGCCGAACUGGAUGAAAUUUCAGGAGAGGUUCUGCUGUAUUUUUCCUGCAAGGGCAGCCUUUACAGUUUCAUGGUGGUUUAAAAACACACUAUUCACUUAAUCUUCGCUUAAUUUGCUUAAUCAUUGUUUUGUGACCAAUUUGCAUGAAAGAGGCAUAUAUCAUAGAGGUGCCCCUAGGUAAGAAAUCUGCCAAAUUUCAGAAGGAUGGGCACAGGACGAUUUGGAGGAGCCAAAAAAAUUUGCUCCCCCAUUGCUUUGGUUUGGUGGCCAGUUUGUAUGCAUACACCAAAGAGGUACCAUUAAGUCAAUAACCUGCACGACAGAAAGAAACUUUUAAGUGUUUCAUCCUUGAUGGAAUGGGUGAUUAACACCCUCUUGAGAAAAUAUGAGAUGGACUCUUGUGGACAUCUUACAAUGCAUGCUGAGCCUUUGAAAUGCGGGGUGUUUUUAAAAGGGAUUCUCUGUCCCUCUUCAGUGAGAAAUUUGCAGUACAGUCGUACCUUGGUUGUUGAACAGAAUCCAUUCCAGAAGUCCGUUCGACUUCCAAAAACGUUUGACAACCAAGGCUUGACUUCCGAUUGGCUACAGGAGCUGCCUGCACUCAAUCGGAAGCCACAGAAGCCACACUGGACGUUCGGGCUCCAAAGAACAUUCACAAACCGGAACACUCAUUUCCAGGAUUGCGACGUUCAGGUUCCUAGGUAUGGCUGUACUUUUUUCCAUGCGACGGUGCUGAACACCAAACCCGGUGUGUUUGGUGCAACCUAAACCCCUACUUGUGUGUUCUUGAAAGUCCCUCAAAGUACCCCUUCACCUACCGUAUUUUUCGCUCCAUAAGACGCACCUGACCAUAAGACGCACCUAGUUUUUAGAGGAGGAAAACAAGAAAAAAAAUAUUCUGAACAAAACAGUGGAUGUAUGAUUUUUGUGGUUCAUGCUGUGGCCACAGACAUGUGAUUUGACGGUGAAUUUGGGGUGACCCAAUGCAAAAAUCCUGAGAAUCCAUGUGGAUCCGUGCUUUGUAACCAUGUUUUUGCACCAUUGCAGCCCCAGGAAACAGUGGAUGUGUGAUUUUUUUGGUGCAGGCUGUAGCCAUGGACAUGCUAUAUGAUCUGAUAGUGAAUUUGGGGUGACCCAAUGUAAAAAUCUUGAGGAUCCAUGGGCUUUUACAUCCCCCCUCCCAGGCAGCCUCCGCUAGCAUCCCUUAUCUCUCUCCCGAUCCCACCGAUCAGUUGUUUCCUUUCAACACUCUCUUCCCUCUUGUUUGCCUUAGUGUCUUUACCUUAGCUGGAGUAGUGUCUUUACCUUAGCUGGAGCAGUUUUUUGCUCCUCCUUUUCUUCAAAUUUCUCUCCUUAUUGCUUUAGUCUUCCUGUUUCCCACCUUUGCAAGUUUGCUGUCUUUACCUCCCCCCUCCCAGGCAGCCUCCUUUAUCUCUAGCGUCCCUUAUCUCUCUCCCCAAUCGGCAAACGAUCAGCGGCUUUGUUUCAACACCCACUUCCCUCUUUCAAAAAAAAAAAAAGUGUGUAUUACGGAGCGAAAAAUACGGUAUAUUCUUUCAGUAAAACAGGAUGUGACCUUCUCACUCUUUGGUUCAAAGCGGGCAGCCUAGCUCACCACUGGGUUUUCCAUUAUGCUGCAGGAGAAAGGUGGCAUGGCCAUUUCUUUCCCUCACCAGUUAUGCUUCCCUAGUUGUUUAUUCGAAACAUAGGAAGCUGCCCUAUACCAAGGCAGAGCAAACUGGUCCACCUACCUCUGUACUUCCGACACUGACUGGCAGUGGCUCUCCAGAGUUCCAGCCAUUCUCAGCACUACUUGGAGAAGGGUUGUGACUCACUGGUAGGACAUCUGCUUUGUAUGUAGAUUGCCCCAGGGCCAAUCCUAGCAUCUCUAGGUAGGACUGGGAAAGACCUCCAUCUGGAGAGCCUCUGUCAGUCAGUGUAGACAUUACAGAGCUAGCUGAUCCAAUGGCCUGACUCCAUAGGUUGCUAGGAUUGAAUCUGGGGUUUUAUGCAUGCAUUGAGCCAGUGGCACAGUUACUCAAAGCUACUGUGAAGGCAUCACCAUUAAAAGAGGCAACUUUAAGAGAGCCCAACCAGUUUGGUCACACUGGGCAUGGAGCCUCAGUGGCUCGACAGGGGAUGCUGCAACUGUGAUGUUGAAUGGAAAAGGCGGGGGGUGAAUUUUGGUGUCGCACAGAGCACUGCUGAAAUUUGAGAUGCCAAGGUCGUCCACUGUCUUUAGCAGGAAGGGAUGCCUUACCCUCUGCUCUACCAAGCAGCCAGGGGAAACGUGCUUGGUUGGAUUGACCUAGGUUUUUCGGACUUGGUGGACUUCACAUGCCUACUCGGGGAGUUGUCAGCUGUAGUCCCCUGCUGAACAGGCAGCAGCUGGUAUAGGAGCAACCUUGUUCAAAUUCCCUUCGCUCUGUGAUCAAAAGUAAAAAGGAGAGCCCCUGAGUAAACUAUUCUCCAGUUGGAAGCCAAAGCUGUCAGUCACAAAAGUACACCACUAAUCUCUCUCCCUCUGCAUUUGUCCCAUCCUAGUUUUUUUUUCUUCCUUAUAUGGAAAGUUUGAGGAGAAACAUUGUCACUUUUGCUGGCACACGGUUUGCCUCUCCCGUUGCCUCCGAAACUCUGAAUGGUUUGUGAGGCUUCAGGAUGAUCCAGAUUGUUUGGUGUGAAUCAAAGGGAAGCUGCUUUAGCUUGGAUGCCUCUCAAAUCCCUCUGAAUCAGAUUGAUGUGGCUCAGGAUGUUGGAUUCAUCUGAACCUGAUGCACACCUCUAAUCUAUAUCACUAGUCACACACACACAACAAACAAACUACACAACACACAAACCAUCCCUAUAGCAUUUAAAAAUGCUUCAUAUUUUUUUCUUUAAUUUUUUUUUAAUACACUGAAGUAAGAUAGUGUAGAUUUACUCAUGUACAUGUAGCACUUUAAAUGCAUACCAUAUAUCUCCAAAGAAUUUGCUCUCAUUUGUAAAUUGUUAAUAACUUGGAAAAGCAUGAGCUUCUUCACUCCAACAUAGUCAAUAGCAUUCCUCCCUCCCAUCCUUUUUCUGCAAUGGUAAAAUUGACUUGACCAGAAGCUACUUAAAAUCUGAUCCAGCCAAUCUCAUCCCUUCACUGACUUGCAUGAGACGUGGGGAAGACCCCUUGCCCUUGUUGGUUAGGCAACAUUGCAAGCCGGUGCCUUCCCGCAUCAGGAUCCGAUCAGGAGCAGCCUAUUGCGGGGGAGGGGGGUCCCCGGCUGGUGCGACCCCAAAAUGGACCUUGCACCAGUCAGAGAAGUGGAUCAUAGCCUGCCCACAAAUUGGUCAAUCACGAGCAGACUGCUUGGCUAGCUCCAUCCAGAUUGGACGAAGACAGUAGGCUUCACUCUGAUCUGCCUCUGGGGUAUAUAUUGGCAGCCAGCAUCCACCUCCUCGUGCAGUUCCUCGUCAGAUCUCCUGCCCACUUCCCUAUCCCUUGGCUUUACAUGCUGUGUACUUGACCUUGCUAUGGAAUAUUUGUUGGUCGUUGUACAGUGGUACCUUGGGUUAAGAACUUAAUUCGUUCCGGAGGUCCGUUCUUAACCUGAAACGGUUCUUAACCUGAGGCGCGCUUUUGCUAAUGUGGCCUCCUGCUGCCGCUGCUCCGCUAGUGCGUGAUUUCUGUUCUUAUCCUGGGGCAAAGUUCUUAACCUGGAGCAACCACUUCCUGGUUAGCAGAGUUUGUAACCCGAAGCGUCUGUAACCCGAGGUACCACUGUAUCUGAGACCAGGCAGGAAUUUGUCCAUUGGACUAAUUGGCUGUUUCCCUUGGUUUUGCCUGUCUCAUUGCAAUUGUCGCAUCUUUGGUGGCUAGGCAUUGGGUAAGACUUACUCUUUGGUGGAUGGGAGGUUGCAGCCUCUGCCUGCCCCUCCAGUCUUCCAGGGUUAUCCCCUUGAAGGGAUCCAGUGGAAUUUGCUUCUGUCCAGAUGCCCAGGCAGGGGUUAGGGUCAUAGCACUUUUCAGGGUGGCAAUGCCGCAGGGGGUUCCUACUUGAUAUGUGCCAUAGGACCUCUUCGCCUCGGGUUGACCCCAAAACAUAUACCCCAGCAGGUGGGCUGGAGGUGUGUUUGUUAUACCCAAUGCCUAUGCCAAACCUUUACACCUGGAAUCGAUAAAGUUUUGGCCUGAUUUUACCCCAAGUGAUGUUGUUCUGUCUGUUCUUUCUAGAUGUGGGGGGAGGGGUGCCUGGCCCACACAAGUACUACAACAGAACUUCCAAGUACAGUGGUACCUUGGGUUAAGAACUUAAUUUGUUCUGGAGGUCCGUUCUUAACCUGAAACUGUUCUUAACCUAAGGUACCACUUUAGCUAAUGGGGCCUCCUGCUGCCGCCACACCACUGCCCCGCGAUUUCUGGUCUCAUCCUGAAGCAAAGUUCUUAACCCGAGGUACUAUUUCUGGGUUAGUGGAGUCUGUAACCUGAAGUGCCUGUAACCCAAGGUACCACUGUAUCCCUAUUUUCUAGAGAUUGUCUUGGAUUUACAGAAGCCAUCCUAGUUUCUUAUUUGAUCCCCCUUUUCCUUAGGAUGUCCCUAUUUUCAUCAAAGAAAUGUUGGAGGGUAUGCUACAAUUGGGAGCAAUGGACAGGCUAUUUCCCCCUACAGCAACCCUCUUCCCCCACUUUAUGUUUGCACAUAUAUGAAGCUGCUAGUCAUAGUUCUGGGUCGGUGCCAGAGUAGUGCAAAGGGGGGGAAAUGUUCUGUUUCCAUAAGGAAAUGAUUGUCCAUACACAGCCUAAGGAAGCUUCUUUUCUGUAUCUGUUCUCAUCUCAGAAAAGGUAAGGUAUUAGGCUGCAAUCCCAAACACUCUUUCUAGGGAGGAAGUCCUACAUAUCCUCCAAUAUUUCUCCAAAGAAAAUAGGGAUGUCCUGUUACAGUGGUACCUCGGGUUAAGAACUUAAUUCGUUCUGGAGGUCCAUUCUUAACCUGAAACUGUUCUUAACCUGAGGUUCCACUUUAGCUAAUGGGGCCUCCCGCUGCUGCCGCACCGGUGCUGAACGAUUUCUGUUCUCAUCCUGAGGCAAAGUUCUUAACCCGAGGUACUAUUUCUGGGUUAGCAGAGUCUGUAACCUGAAGAGUCUGUAACCUGAAGCGUCUGUAACCCGAGGUACCACUGUACGUAAUAAAAAUAAGAAUAAGAAUUUUCCUAUUUAUACAGCCUGGGCUGCCCCAGCCACUCUGAGUGGCUUCCAAGAUAUAUAAAAACAUAAUAAAACGUUAGACAUUAAAAAAAAACCCUUCCCUAUGCAGGGCUACCUUCACAUGACUUGGGGGUUGCAUAACUCUAUUCCCUCCCAACAUUUCGCUGAUGAAAUAGAGACACCGUACCAUAUCCUCCAACAUUUCUUUGAUGAAAAUAGGGACGUCCUAAGUAAAAGCAGGACAUUCUGGGAUGAAAUCAGAAACAAGGAUGGCUUCUGUAAAUCUGGGACUGUCCCAGGAAAAUACUUGGAGGGUCUGAGUCUCACGGAACACAUCGGGACCACUUCUGAAUAAACAGACACAGGAUUUGACUGAUACUGUUUGUGUUUACUCAGAAGUACGUAAGCCCCAUUAUGGUCAGUGAGCCUUACUGGUGUAGUUUGUGCCUCAGUGGCGCAAACAUUAUCAAAAGUGCUCCCCCAUGUGGAAAAACCGCAGACCUUCCAAGUUUCCCUAUUUUCCAGGAGCGUCCGUGAUUUAGAGAAACCAUCCCAGUUUCUGAUUUGAUCCUAGCAUGUUCCACUUUUCCUUAGGAUGUCCCUAUUUUCACUGGUGAAAUGUUGGACGGUAUGGAGUUAUCCGACCCCUGAGCCAUCAGAAAGCAAUCCUGUAUAGGGAAGGGUUUUUUAAAAAAUGUUUAAUGUUUUAUUAUGUUUUUAUAUAUGGUGGACACUGCCCAGAGUGGCUGGGGCUACCCAGUAAGAUGUGUGGAGUAUAAAUAGUAAAAUUAUCAUUAUGAAAUGGGACAUCCCUAUUUUCAAUGGAGAAAUGUUGGAGGGUAUGGAACCAAGAAUAACCCAACGUUAGUGCUGAAUACAGAUUAUUCCGGAAUUCCAAUAGAUAUUUUAUAUUUUUACAUUCCAGGCUGAAGUAUGAUCAAAAUGUUGCUUCUAUGGGCCUGGAUCGCUCUUCUGUGUGGUAAGUAUAGUCAUGGCUAUAAACUUUUGUGUUCUAACAGAAAACUAUAGAUUAAAGUGCUUUUGGGCCCAUGUGCAACCUGCAAUCUAUGUUGCACUCACUAUUUUUUAUUUAACAAAAUUGAUAUACCUCUUGCUAGAACAAAAGACCUGUAACUUGUUUACAAAAAAAAAAACAGUCUAAAAAAAGUCAUGCAAGUCACUUUGAGCUCUUUAGGUAACAAGUGACUAGUAAGUCUUAAUAAUAAUAAUAAUAAUAAUAAUAAUAAUAAUAAUGUACAAAAUAAAACCAGUAAUUAUUACAAAUGUUGCAGUUACAUACCUGGAUAGGCUUGCUAGAAUAAAAAUGGUUUAGCAGCCCCUGAAAAAAGUACAGCUUGCUGUCUUCCCAUAGGCAUCAGGUUUGCCACUGUGAGAACAGUAGGCUGGGAUAUAUAAACCUUCAGCUUGAUUCUGCCUUCAGAGGCAGAAUACUGCCUUGAGAGCCAUUUUGAUUUUCAGUUAUUUCAGCAAAUGCAUCCCUCUCUCAUCUCUUUAGGUAGAGUUUCUGGGCGAACCCAAGGGAAGCACUUCAUAACAGCCUUCAUGCAGAACGGGUUGCAGAAAAGCUUUGAGGAUGGCAGUUUCAAACUCUUCGUCACUGGCCUAAAAGACGGCACCUCUGUCACUGUUGCCGUCUACAAGACCAAGUUCCUGAGGGACUUUGCUGUCAAGCGUGGUGAGACCGUGCCAGUACAGUUGCCAAGUAACGUCGAAAUGGUUGGAAGCAACAAAUUCCACUCUGCCAUCAUCGUCAGGGCCUCCCAUGAUGUCACGGUCCUCUCACUUAGCUCCAAACCCAACUCAGUUGCCACCACAGUUGUCUACCCCAGGUAUUUACUUGGGAAUACUCACUAUGUGGUGACACCUUCUGGAGAGCCUUCCAAGGGCUUCCAGGAGUUCUCCGUGGUAUCCAGCCAGGACCCUACUCAAGUCUUCAUCUAUGUCACCGGCCAAGUGACUUUCCAUGGGGUGACUUAUGGGCCAGGAAGCAAGCUCGUUGUCUCCCUUGAAGCUUACCAAGCUGUCCAGAUCCAAAGCCACCAGGACCUUUCUGGCACCAAAGUGGUCUCUCACAAGCCGGUUGUAGUCUUGUCUGGCCACAGUUGCAUUUGGGCACAUGACAAUUGCCAGCAUGUUUCUGAGCAGCUGCUGCCCACCCGGAAAUGGGGCAAAGAAUUCUUGGUAGCCCCACUGCCCUUCCAGACCAAUUACGAUGUGGCCUAUGUGGCUGCUUGCCAGACAACACACCUCCAAGUCCGUUCUGGCAGCCAUUAUGCCAAGCACCAUUUGCAAGAUGGGCAGGUGAUUGCAGUUGAAGUGAGAGGCCAAAAGCCCCUGUACAUCUCUUCCAAUGUGGGUGUCCAAGUGCUGUUCUAUGCCACAGGAGGGGUCAAAGAGGGUGUUCCCUAUGACCCCUUCCUCUCUGGUGUCCCUGCAAUGUCUGACUACUCCAAAUCCUACGGCAUCCUGGGUCAGGAAGGCUUCCACAACCUGGGACUCAUUGUCGCAGAGAGCAGAACGUGCCAGAGCAUUACCUUAGACAAGCAACCACUGCAUUAUGCACACUGGCGGGUCAUACCAGGCACUUCCUACUCCUGGACUGAGUUCAUCUUCAGUGGGCACCAGGCAAUGCACUUUGUAGAACACCCCAAGUCUACCUUCAGCCUUCUGAGCAUUGGGGUCGCCCCACACAAUAGCUAUGGCUCUGUGGCCUUUGCCAUCCAUUGUAAGUCCUGCCUUCCUUCCUCCUUUCCAUCCUUCCUGUUACAUGCUGCACAUCCAGAGUUCCCCUGAUGUAUCCAAGAUCUCAAAGUCAUCUCCAGCUGCCAUAUCUAUUUCUUCUUCUUAACCUAUAUCACCAUAUCCCAGAGGUAAGGAAGCUGCGGCCUUCCAUAUGUUGUUGGACUCCAACUCUCAACUACAUGGCCAAUGAACAGGGAUGGUAAGAGUUGUAGUUCAGCAACUAUUGGAAGACCACCAGUGUCCAGUCUCUGGUGCAGGAGCUAUUGUGUCUUUUUCAGUCUGAGCACAAUUAAGGCAAAGUUUGCUUCUGCACUAGAGCUAUUUAGCACUGCUAAGGCAUUGCUUGUACCCAAUCUGCUGGAAGAGGGAUUAAAAUGGUCAUUCCAUGCAGUAUUUAAUGCUGUUACUAAAUUUAGCAAAGCCCACCAGCAAUGCUAUUUUUCUAGAAAAAGAGGUGCCAGAAUUCACCAUGAACGCCUCCCUCAUUCUCUUAGAAUGGCAAUGGCACCCACCUGAAAGGUGCCGGAGCUGAGUUCUAAUGAGUUCUGGCUGGGGGGGGGGGACCCUGCCCACCAGCAAGGCCAAGAUCCUACAAUAAUGUUUAUUCAGAGGCCUCAUUCAGUAAAAAUCCCUACAAUUUUAUGAAGAAGUGUGGCUCCUACCAACUGUAGUAUUAGAGAGGAAUUGCCUCUUAAAAGCUUCUUAAUUAAUUAGUUCCUGUUCUAAUCAGAGGGGCUUUGAUUCUUCAUUUCCUCACUUCUUUCUUUUUUAUAAAUUGCAGUUGACAAAAAGAAAAGAAAAAGAAUGAGAGCAAACCAAUGAGCAAAGUUUGCAUCCCUUGAGAGAACAGGAGCUAAGAAAUUCAAUGUUAAAUGUACUUAUGAUUUGCUUAAUGAUUUUAUUACAUGUUCACUUUCACUGAAUACUGUGCACAGCCUAAACACACACACACACAUCAAGCCGUCUAGAAAUUUUCAAAAUAAAAUAAAUCUAUAAUGCCAUGUCCCUACUGAGCAGGAAGCAUAAGAUCCAAGAAGGAAAUUUCUAAUUAAAAGGGCAUUAGCCCUGAAAAACUUCAGUAACAUUACCUGUGCACUCCUGUUGCAUUUUUAAUUUUAAAAAUUGAUGCAAAUCAGGUCUGAAAAAGGUGGAUGGGGAACUCAGAAAGCACUGGAAUGCAAUAGAUUGGCAAUUCCAUUUUCUGGAUUCUCUCUGACAAGUGAGUGAUCAAAGGAUUAAACUGCUACUAUGGAACAUUUAGGCUGCUUUAGUAAGGGAAUUAUGGAAGUCUGAGAACAGUGUCAUGCAGCACUGUGUUCUCCCAUCUUGGGUGUCCAGAUAUUGCUGUAUCCCAUAUCUCAUCAUCCCCAGCUGGCUUUGGAUGAUGGCAGUUGUAGUUCAACAACAGCUGGGGACCCAAGGUUGAAGAGCACAGGUACAUCACGCAAUUUUGCAAAAAAGGGAAACAGAAGUGAUCUUAUGACAUGUCAGACCAUUUGCUCACCUAGUCCAGAACGAUCUGCUUUCCUUGGCAGCAGAGCUGCAGGGCCCUACCCAACUCCUGUUACCUGACUCUUGUAAACAGAGGUGCCAAGGACUGAGCCUGGAACAUAGACACAACCUGCAAAUGGUCUAGAACUGACCACCUUCUGCAAGCAACAGUUCCAGCUGAUCAGCCAGCUAGCAAGGGAGUGAGGGGCACCAAAAGUGUAAGGCAAAGGCAAAGAGGAAGUGCUUGAAGAACUGCUUUGCAUGCAGAAGGUCCCAGGCUCAAUCCUUGGUUUCUCCUGGUAAGGCUGGGAAAGACUCCCUAUCUGAAACUUUUGCAGAGCCACAUCCAGUCAGUGUGGACAAUGCUGAGCUUGUUGGGCCAGUGGUCUGACUUUGUAGGAGGCCGCUUGCUGUGUUUCUAUGUGCUUUUGUACUUACAUGACCUACUUCUCCUUAGGGCUGAACACAAAGAGCCUUCUCUGAUUAGCUGAGUGCACAGGUAGGUUGAUAUGGGAGGAAAGAAGGGAGGACAGUGCUAUAUGAAGAAACCUGCAGUCCCAUGAUCCCUUUCCAUCAGUCAUGCUUGGCUUGGGCUGAUGGAAGCUGAUGCCCAACAACAUCUGAAAGGCCACAGGUUCCUCACCCAUGAUGUACAGAAAUGGUUGGUGGUGGGGGGCAGGCUUUGAGAUUCUGUGGAACAGGGCGUUAUUUCAUAGCCUAUUAUUUCCUUUUCUCUUUCAUGUCUUUCUGGGCCUUCCAAGAUAUUUCUGUACUGAUAGCUCUUCCAUUUACCCUCAGUGAUUCUUUGUGUUUUCUAGCAGCCCUGCCUCCACUGAGCCCUCAUCCCAUCCCCUGCAGUGGAACGAGUUGUGGAAAGGGAUACGUAUGCAGCAUUACGCACAAUCAGCCACAAUGCGUCCCAGAACCUCAGACCUGCAAUACCAUCCAAUGCCAAGAGGGGACAGUGUGCAAGAUAGUAGAGGGCCAUGCCAGGUGUGUCCCUCACCCACCAUCUUGUCAUCAAGUCCAGUGCCAAGAAGGGUCAAUAUGUGACCUAGCUGAUGGCUUCCCUAAAUGUAUCCCAGCACCGGCAUCCUGUGAGAAUACUCAAUGCAAGCCGGGAACAGUGUGCAGCCUCAUCAAUGGCUGGCCCCAGUGUGUGCCCCACCAGCCUUCCUGCCACAAAGUCCAAUGUGAAGUUGGGACUGAAUGCGAGGUUGUCCAUGGUCAGCCUAAAUGUGUCCCGGUAACAGCAUCAUGCGGUGUCCUUCUUUGUGAUAAAGGGGCCAUGUGUGAAGUGAUCGAUGGCUACCCGACGUGUGUCCGAUUGCCACCAUCCUGCCUGCAGACUGUCUGCGAGCAAGGGACUGUGUGUAAUAUUGUGGAUGGUUGGCCUAAGUGUGUCCCAGGGCCAUCCUGUGCCAAUUUAAAUUGUGUGGUUGGCACUGAAUGCAAGACUGUGAACAACUUGCCCAGGUGUGUACCUGUCUUACCGUCCUGUGACAAAGUUCACUGCAAGCAGGGGACAGUAUGUAAGAUAGCUAAUGGGAUUCCCGCCUGCGUGCCCAUUGCACCUUCCUGUGGCACGGUUCACUGCAAAGAAGGGACAAUCUGUGAGAUCACCGAUGGCAUGCCCAAGUGUGUGCCCACCGUAAUAUCCUGUGACAAAAUCCAGUGCGCAGUGGGAAAUGUCUGCAAAAUGGUGAACGGGUGGCCCAGCUGCAUGCCCCUGCUGCACUCCUGUGAGAAUACUGAAUGCAAAACGGGAACAGUGUGUGAUAUUGUCAAUGGCUGGCCAAUGUGCAUCCCAGAUAAACCAACGUCGUGUGCGUCCUUUACUUGCACAGAAGAGGCCGUGUGUGAAAUGGUUGAUGGCAAGCCAACAUGCAUACCCAUCCCACUUUCCUGUGACAGAUAUAAAUGCAGACAAGGAACUGUAUGUGAAAUAGUGCAUAACUGGCCCACGUGUGUGCCUUUGCCAUCUUCAUGUCAGAAAACAAAAUGCGCAGAGGGGACUGUUUGCAAAUUCAUUGACGGAAGGCCCAAAUGCAUUCCCAUCCCUCCCACCUGCGACAAGUUGCAAUGUAAAGUGGGAACCAUCUGUAAAACUGUUAACGGAUGGCCAGAAUGUGUUCCAGCCCCUCACUCCUGUGAAAACGUCUACUGUAGACAAGGGACCGUUUGUAAAAUCAUCCAAGGUUGGCCCCAGUGCACAGCAAUCCAACCGUCCUGUGACAAAAUCCAUUGCAGUGAGGGGACAACUUGUAAAAUGGUUGAUGGUUGGCCUCAGUGUGUGCCUAUCCCACCCACCUGUGACAAACUCGGCUGCAGGGAUGGGACUACUUGUGAAAUUAUAGAUGGUUGGCCAAUGUGUGUUCCAAUCCCAGCCUCUUGUGACAAAAUCCAGUGCAAAGAAGGAACACUUUGUAAAUUAGUUGAUGACUGGCCCACCUGCAUUCCCAUUAGAAACUCGUGUGAAAAAUUCACCUGCAGUACAGGAACUGUGUGUGAGAUAUACGAAGGGCAUCCAAGGUGUAUUUCCAUCUCACCUUCUUGUGACAAGUUUAAUUGCAAAGAGGGAACUGUUUGUGAAAUCAGUAGUGGUUGGCCUAAAUGUGUUGCCCGUCCCAGCUUGUCCUCUUGUGAAAAAUUCACCUGCAGUGCAGGGACCAAGUGUGAGAUAUACGAAGGACAUCCAAGGUGUAUUUCCGUCUCGCCUUCCUGUGACAAGUUCCAUUGCAAAGAAGGGACAGUUUGUGAGAUCAGUAGUGGUUGGCCCAAAUGUGUUCCCCGUCCCAGCUUGUCCUCUUGUGAAAAAUUCAGCUGUCAUGCAGGGACCAAGUGUGAGAUAUACGAAGGACAUCCAAGGUGUAUUUCCAUCUCGCCUUCCUGUGACAAGUUCCAUUGCAAAGAAGGGACUGUAUGUGAAAUCAGUAGUGGUUGGCCCAAAUGUGUUCCCCAUUCCAGCUUGUCCUCUUGUGAAAAAAUCAGCUGCAGUGCAGGGACCAAGUGUGAGAUAUAUGAAGGGCAUCCAAGAUGUAUUUCCGUCUCGCCUUCCUGUGACAAGUUUCAUUGCAAAGAAGGGACUAUAUGUGAAAUCAGUAGUGGUUGGCCCAAAUGUGUUCCACGUUCCAGCUUGUCCUCUUGUGAAAAAUUCACCUGCAGUGCAGGGACCAAGUGUGAGAUAUAUGAAGGGCAUCCAAGAUGUAUUUCCGUCUCGCCUUCCUGUGACAAGUUCCAUUGCAAAGAAGGGACAGUUUGUGAAAUCAGUAGUGGUUGGCCCACAUGCGUUCCCCGUCCCAGCUUGUCCUCUUGUGAAAAAAUCAGCUGCAGUGCAGGGACCAAGUGUGAGAUAUACGAAGGGCAUCCAAGAUGUAUUUCCAUAUCGCCUUCCUGUGACAAGUUCCAUUGCAAAGAAGGGACUGUAUGUGAGAUCAGUAGUGGUUGGCCCACAUGCGUUCCCCGUCCCAGCUUGUCCUCUUGUGAAAAAUUCAGCUGCAGUGCAGGGACCAAGUGUGAGAUAUACGAGGGGCAUCCAAGAUGUAUUUCCGUCUCACCUUCCUGUGACAAGUUCCAUUGCAAAGAAGGGACAGUUUGUGAAAUCAGUAGUGGUGGGCCCAAAUGUGUUCCCCAUUCCAGCUUGUCCUCCUGUGAAAAAUUCAGCUGCAGUGCAGGGACCAAGUGUGAGAUAUACGAGGGGCAUCCAAGAUGUAUUUCCGUCUCACCUUCCUGUGACAAGUUCCAUUGCAAAGAAGGGACUGUAUGUGAGAUCAGUAGUGGUUGGCCCACAUGCGUUCCCCAUUCCAACUCAGCUUCCUGUGAAAAAUUCAGUUGCAGUGCAGGGACCAAGUGUGAGAUAUAUGAAGGGCAUCCAAGAUGUAUUUCCGUCUCGCCUUCCUGUGACAAGUUCCAUUGCAAAGAAGGGACAGUUUGUGAAAUCAGUAGUGGUUGGCCCACAUGCGUUCUCCGUUCCAGCUUGUCAUCCUGUGAAAAAGUUACUUGCAGUGCAGGGACCAAGUGUGAGAUAUACGAGGGGCAUCCAAGAUGUAUUUCCGUCUCGCCUUCCUGUGACAAGUUCCAUUGCAAAGAAGGGACUGUAUGUGAGAUCAGUAGUGGUUGGCCCACAUGCGUUCCCCAUUCCAACCCAGCUUCCUGUGAAAAAUUCAGCUGCAGUGCAGGGACCAAGUGUGAGAUAUACGAAGGGCAUCCAAGAUGUAUUUCCGUCUCGCCUUCCUGUGACAAGUUCCAUUGCAAAGAAGGGACUGUAUGUGAGAUCAGUAGUGGUUGGCCCACAUGCGUUCCCCAUUCCAACCCAGCUUCCUGUGAAAAAUUCAGCUGCAGUGCAGGGACUAAGUGUGAGAUAUACGAAGGGCAUCCAAGAUGUAUUUCUGUCUCGCCUUCCUGUGACAAUUUUCAUUGCAAAGAAGGGACAGUUUGUGAAAUCAGCAGUGGUUGGCCCAAAUGUGUUGCCCGUAUGAGCCCAUCUGCUUGUGAAAAAAUCAGCUGUCAUGCAGGGACUGUGUGUGAGAUAUAUGAAGGGCAUCCAAGGUGUAUUUCCAUCUCGCCUUCCUGUGACAAGUUCCAUUGCAAAGAAGGGACUGUAUGUGAGAUCAGUAGUGGUUGGCCCAAAUGCGUUCCCCAUUCCAACCCAGCUUCCUGUGAAAAAUUCAGCUGCAGUGCAGGGACUGUGUGUCAAAUGGCUUAUGGCUGGCCCAGAUGUGUUACAAUCCCACCCUCCUGUGACCAAUUUAGCUGCAGUGCAGGGACUGUGUGUCAAAUUGUUUCUGGUUGGCCCACAUGUGUUCCCAUCCCACCCUCCUGUGGAAAUGUCAGCUGCAACGUCGGGACUGUAUGUCAAAAGGUUUUGGGUGGGCCCCAAUGUGUUCCCAGCCCACUUUCCUGUGCAAAAUUCAGUUGCAGUGCAGGGACAGUGUGUCACAUGAUUUCCGGUUGGCCCCAAUGUGUUCCGAGCCCUCCUUCCUGUGACCACUUCCAUUGCCAAGAUGGGACAGUUUGUAAAAUUGUGGACUAUUGGCCCAGAUGUGUUGCUGUCCCACCAUCCUGCGACAGAGCACAUUGUCAAAGGGGGACUGUUUGUGAGGUCAUCAGUGGCUUGCCAACUUGUGUACCCAUUCUGUCUUCCUGUAACAAAACUCACUGUACACAGGGAAUGGUGUGCCAGAUUGCACAUGGCCGGCCAACAUGUGUUCCAGCAGCAGCACCUUCUUGCGCUUCUGUACAUUGUCAAGUGGGGACUGUGUGUCGGCUUGUUAAUGGAUUCCCCCAAUGUGUGCACAACCCACCUUCCUGUGACAAAUUCCGCUGCAGUGUGGGGACUGUCUGUCAGAUUGUGAAUGCCUGGCCCCAGUGCGUCCCUCUGCCGAGCUCCUGCCAUAGUACCCAUUGCCAAAGGGGAACUGUAUGUCAAGUUAUAAAUGGACGGCCCAAAUGUGUGCCAGUAGCAGCACAAGCAUGCCGCACAAUUCACUGCAAGAGAGGGACAACCUGUAAAGUUGUGAAUGGUGUCCCCAAGUGUGUGUCUGUUUCGCCCGCCCAGUCAAUCUGCUGGGCCUCUGGACAACCCCACUACCACACCUUUGACGGACGCAGCUACGAUUUCCAAGGUACCUGCACUUACACCGUGGUUAAGACCUGCCAACCCACUUCAGCUCUACCUUUCUUCCAUAUCUACACCAAGAGCCAGAAGAACUCCCGGUUCUCUUUCGUCAGCCAGGUCACCAUCUCUGUCUAUGGCUCCAACAUCACCAUGGUCAAGUACGAAUAUGGCCUUGUCAGAGUAAGAGCCCAUCUCUGUGUGGUUUUAUUAAAACUGAGGAAGUGGCGCCAGGGGUUGGGAAUCUAUAGUUGUUGCUGGACUUCCACUCAUUUCAGACUGUUGGCCAUGCUGGCUGGGGCUGAUGGGAGCUGAAGUCCAAUAACAACUGGAGGGCUACAGUUUGCUUAUUUAUUUUAUUUCUCUCACACACCUGUCCUUCACUAUAGCAUUCCAGGGUAGGUUACGAGAGACAGAGAGAGAGAGAGAGAGAGAGAGAGAGAGAGAGAGAGAGAGAGAGAGAGAGAGAUUGGUUCAGCAGCCUCUGCAGGGCCAGCAGUUUCCUACACCUUUUUUCUUUUAAUUGCUGCAUUUGAAGGUGGUGGAGAUUUUGUCUCCUAUCUACCUUUGUCAGAAUCCACUUAUCUGAAACCAUCCUUCUUUACUGUGCUAUUCUCACAGUUUUUCAGACACUCCCUGAUUUUCCAAAUUUGCAUUUGUCAUCUCGGGGUGCUUCCCCACAAAAGUACUUGACUAUUCCAAGUAUAAGGAUCCGUACGGAUCAGGAAUAAAUAUGGCUCUGUUUAUAUUUUAAUGCGAGCCUACCAAGUUCACAUUUUCUGAAAUGAUAUGCAAACUCAAACAGCUCACUUUCAAAAUUUGCAAUUCUCUGAAUUUUGCAUUGCAGUUCUGCAACCGAAAAAAAGGGCCGAAAAUGUGGCAUUAGGGGAAAGCAUACAUAAAAACACCAAUAGCAGUGAAAUGCAUUGUUAGAAAAACCUGCUUGCAAAAAUGUGCAUAUUUGGAGAAAUGCACAAUGAAAUGUUGACAACUUUGUGAGAACAUUAUUUUUAAAAGAAACGAAUUGCAAAGUGAAGCAGAAGUGCAGCAAAGUGAACUUAAGCCUAGAAAAAAGAGAAGCUGACAGAUUCAUGCAGACCUACUCCUUUCUCGGUGUUGUUGUUUUAUGUAAACGUGUUCUGACUGAGCCACAGAAACAUAAGAAGCUGCCUUAUGAAAAGUCAGAUUAUUUUCCCACCUGGCCUAGUAUUGCCUGUUUUGACCGGCAGCAAGUCUCCAGCUACAAAGUCUUCUUGAUCCUUUUUUGAACCUGGAGAUAUGCAAGGGACUUUCUUUUAAAAAUCUUGUUUCACGUCACCUGGAAGUCACGUGAUCACAAAUGAUUCUACUUUAUUAGUCAGCAUCACAACUAAAGUUGCUUCUUUAAAUAGAAACUUCCUGAAAGAGAAGUUUGACCUCACUAGAAAUGUUGGCGUUUUGCUUCGUCACAGCCUUUGCAAGCCUGGAUUCCUUCAGAGGUUGUUGGGACUCCAACACCCAUCGUCACUCACCAUUGGCCACACUGGCUGGGGCAGAUGGGAAUUGGAGUCCCAAAAAGCUGGAGGGCAUCGGGUGAGGGAAUGCUGCUGUGUCACUUCAAUUAAUUUGCAGAGUAUGUGUAUAUAAUCUUGACUAAAGAGAAACAUUCUUUUAUCUGCCUUUGCCGCUUCCAGGUCAACCAAGUACGCUCCCGCCUGCCCAUAAGCAUGCAUGAUGGGAAGCUCUCCUUAUACCACAGAGGAGGCCAACUGGUUGUGGAAACAUCAUUUGGUCUGAAAGUUUACUAUGACUGGAACUAUUACCUAGUGGUGAAGGUCACUCCAGCCUUUCGGAGCCAUAUCUGCGGCCUCUGUGGCAACUACAACGGGGACCCCAAUGAUGACUUUAUGACAUCUUUGGGAGGCUUUGCCACCGAUCCUGUGGAGUUUGGCAGGAGCUGGAAGGUGGAAGAUGGUGAUAGCCAAUGCAGUCAUGGCUGCCAUGGCAAAUGCUGGCGCUGUUCUCCAGAGAUGGCGACCAGAUACAGAGCGGAGACUUAUUGCGGCCUGCUUACUAAGCACAGAGGUGGCCCGUUCCGACAUUGCCAUGCCUUGAUUGACCCCAAGCCCUAUUUGAACGACUGUGUGAUUGAUUUGUGUGCCUUUGAGGGCUACAAGCAGAUAUUAUGCCGAGCACUGAAGACUUACGCUGAUGCCUGCCAAAGAGAAGGGGCAGUGAUAUCUGCCUGGAGAAAACAUGCCGGAUGCCGUGAGUACUGCAGAGCAUUCAUGGAGAGAGGGAUCGAGCUACUUAUGCAAUUAUGGGCACCUAGAUGAGGGUCGUAUUGUAGUAUUUAUUAUUUACGUGUGAAAUACAUAUCCUGCCCUUCCUCCCAAAGGAGUCUAGGGAAGCAAACACACAAAAGAUAAAGUCAUUAAAACAUCUAAAAUAUAUAAGAAAGUUUCCAACACAGAUGCAGACUGGGAACGAUCUCUGCUUAAAAGGCUUGUGCAAAGAGACAGGUGUUCACUAGGAACCAAAAGAUAACAGAGGUGGUGCCUGUUUAAUAUUUAAUAGGAGGGAGUUCCCAAGGGUAGGUGCUAUGACACUAAAGAACUAAUUACUAUAUUGGACAGAAUAGUCCUCCUGAUAAGAUGAUGUCUGCAGGAAACGCUCUCCUGGAGAGUGCUGUGAUCAGUUGGGUAUAAAAGGGAUGAGAUGAUCGACUAAGUAAGCUAGUCCCUGAACUUAGCCCAGUAUUAAUUGGCAGCCGGUGCAAUUCUUUCAGCUGCAUCAUAACAUGGUGGUAAUAUCCUGCCCAAGUGAGCAAUUGAACUGCCACAGUUUGCACUUGCUAAAGCUUCCAGACUAACCUCAAAUUCAGCCCUGCAUAGACCCAUUGCAGUAAUGCAACCUGUGGUUCCAGAAGGGAAUGUGUUUCAUAACUGAAAUACUGAAAUACUGUGCACAUAUAUGGGCAUAUAUUAAGUAAGUGUAUUCAGGAAUACACUAUCAUAAAAUAAAAUAAAAAGAUUUGACCCUGCUAUUUAGCUAAAAGGCUCUCCCGCAGUUCAAUAAUCCUGAACCACCUUGUGGGGGGAAAUGGCUACUUUAGUUUGAUAGAUAAGCUUACAGCAAGGAUGGGAAACCUAUGUCCCUUCAGAUGUUCUUGAACUACAGCUCCCAUGAUCCCUAGCCAUUGGCCUUGCCAGCUGAUAGGAGAACCCUGAUUUAGAACCUCAAUGUAUUAGAUGAAAUGUUGCUAUCAAGCAAAGAUAGGGCUUUAUGUAAGAACAGUGGAUGUGCUCACCUCUGCUUUCCUUUCUGCAGCCAUGUCUUGCCCUGACUACAGUCAAUACAUGCCCUGUGGCUCAGCAUGUCCUGCCACCUGCACCAACCCUGAUGCUCCAAAGCAGUGUCACCUGCCCUGCGUGGAGACCUGCCAAUGCAAGGCUGGCUAUGUGCUGGAUAGUGGCAAGUGUAUUCCCAAAAACCGGUGCGGCUGCGCCUACCAUGGUCGUCUCUAUGCACCCAAUGAGCAGUUCUGGGGUGACCAGCAGUGCCAUCAGCGUUGCUUGUGCAGGGCACAAGAUAAAAAAGUGAUCUGCCAUGAGUCCCGUUGCAGGGAGAUGGAAGGGUGCCAUGUUGUCAAUGGCAUGAGAAAGUGCUACCCCACCUACUAUGGGACCUGCACUGCUGUGGGACAGUUGCAUUACGUCACCUUUGAUGGGUUGCGCUAUGACUUCUACGGGACCUGUGUUUAUCGCCUGGUUGAAAUCUGCCACAAGAGAGCAAACCUGACCCAGUUUCAAGUCCUGGUUCGGCAUGAAAGGAAGGGACACAAGGAUUAUCCUGCCACCAAAGCCAUUGAGAUCAAAGUCUAUGGUUUUACAAUCACAGUCAGCCAUAGUAAAGUCUUGGUGAGUGCACUUCUUCUGCCCUUCUGCUAGAACUCAUGCAAUUUCUUGGAUUUAUCAAUCACUUCUUAUUUCUGAGGUUGAUUAUUCAGUAUGAAAGGCGCAAGCAACCCAAACAGGAUGGUUUAUUCACAAUUAUGUAUUGAUGUGGAGCUUUUAAAGUUCUUCUGUCUCCAUAGUAUCUUCUCCUAGGGCUAGGCACAACUCACCAUUUUCAUUUAUGUAUUUGCUUCUUUGUUUCCUUUCUUUUAUAUCCACACUUUCUUCCAUAAUGGAAUCCAAGGUAGCAUACAUGAACAAAGCUAUCAAUGGUUACCAGUCAUGAUGACUAUGUUCUACCUCCACUCUUAGAGACAGAAUGCCUCUGAAUACCAGUUGCUUGGAAGUACAAGUGAGAAGAGUAGCCCUGUUGCACUUGUAUCCUGCCUGUAGGCUUCCCAGGGGCAUCUGGGAACUAGAAUAAUGAACCAGAUGGACCAUUGUCCUCAUCCAACAGGGCUGUUCUUGUGUUCUUUUGUUCCCAAAUAUCUUGACUUGCAAGUUGAAUACCUACAGGUGGUCCAACUAUGUGUCCAUUUAUUUGCUGUGGUGGUUAGGACUGAUGAGUGUUAUAGCCCAAAACAUCUGGACAGCAUCCAGUUGGGGAAAGUUUAUCUAGCACAUUACUGUUUACUUAGACUGGCAGUGGCUCUGAGACAGUGAUUGGCAGGCAGAGUCUUUUCCAUCACCUACUGCUACCUGGUCCAUUUGAGUGAAGGCAAGACCUUUUCCCUGAAAAGCAUGUGUUGUCCCACAUCUGCUUUAUACAACAUCUCUAAAUUAUUUUCUCUCUUUCUUUCUCCCUGCCUCACCUACCUUUUCCAGUUGAAUGGAUUGUUGGUCCACCUGCCCUACAACAUUGAAUACAACAAAGUUGCCCUCUACCACCAUGGCUGGGAUAUUGUGAUCACGACUGAUUUUGGUUUAACUGUCGCAUUUGAUGGGACUAACAAUAUCCGUCUCACAGUGCCAGGAGCCUACAGGGGUGACGUGUGUGGCUUGUGUGGCAAUUUCAAUGGGCAGGCAGAUGAUGACAUGACUCUGCAACACAGCCAAGUUCUGACAACUAACCCAGGGGACUUUGGCCGAAGCUGGAAAGUUCGGGACAUCCCAGGGUGCAUUGAGAAGGAGAAGGAGGCCUGUGCAGACCUUGUGAACAUUGAACACUCACAGAAGACGAGCAAGGAGUGUGGCCUCCUGCUGGACAUGCGUGGCCCUUUCAGGGAGUGCCACAGCAAGGUGCCACCUCAAUCAUAUUUCAAAGACUGUGUCUUUGACUUUUGCUCCAACAAGACCAAUAAAAAUGCCGUCUGUCACAUCAUCUCCUCCUAUGCCGCAGCUUGCCAAGCAUAUGGCACCAGGGUCUAUGAGUGGAGAUCUGCCAGUUUCUGUAGUAAGUUCAUGGGCAAUAACCUUGCAGAAAGUGAACCCCCAGUUCCUGCCAAGGAAUGAUGAGUACAUAAACUCCCGGGCCAAUUUUCAAAAUUAUUUUAUUUGAUGGAGAAAGUGGAUAGAAAGUUUUUCCCUUUCUCAGUACUUAGAACUUGAGGUUGUCCACACUGAUUGGCAGGUGAUUCAGGACAAAUAAGGGGAAGAGCCUAUGUUCACAAUAUAUGGAACUUGUUGCUACAGAUUGUGGUGGUUGCCACUUGCAUACACACAAUGGGUAUUUGACAACUAUCUGUGGAAUGAAAAGUGGUAUAUAAAUACAUUAUAAUAUGUUAUGUUCAUCAUCAAUGAUAGCUAUAGUCACGAUAGCUAUAGGCGACCUCCAAGUUUCAGAGUUCAUAUAAAUCUGGGUAGCAGUUGCUGGAGAGCCUGAUGGGAAAAUCAGUUUCUUCAUCCUCUGCUUGUGGACUUCUCAGAAGAAUCUGGUUGGGCUUUGUGGAAAAUAGGAUGUUGAAUUGGAUGGACAUUUUGAUCUGAUUCAGCUUAUGCACUUAUUCCUAGAGUCAGGAUCUGGAGAUCUCCCUGUUAGAAACAAGAUUUGGAAAUGUCUGAAAAUAGUAUCUCUUCCUACACUUACAUUUUAGGUUGGGGGGAUUAGGAGAAGACGCCAGACUAAGUGGGGUUCCACCAGGUCAAUAAUGUCUUCCUGUCUCUCUCCAGCUCCUAAAUGCAGCGCAAACAGCCGCUAUAAAGUCUGCACCAGCAAUUGCCCAGUGACGUGUCUCAGCCUCUUUAACCCAGUAGCGUGCACUACUAGAUGCCACGAGGGAUGCGAAUGCAAUGAAGGUUAUGUUCUUAGUGGCGACCAGUGUGUUCCCAUCUCCCAGUGUGGCUGUGUCCACCAAGGCUUCUACUACAAGGCGGGUGACUCUUUCUAUCUCAACGGAUUCUGCAAGGAGCGAUGUGUAUGCCAAGUAGGUGGCAUCAUGGACUGCCACCGUUCCUCCUGUGGUCCUAAUGAGGAAUGUCGUGUGGUGGAAGGUGUCCAGAAAUGCCACUCACUUGCCCCCAAGAGGAGUGGCUCUUGUCAUGUGGCUGGUGACCCACACUAUCUCACCUUUGAUGGCACCACAUUUGACCUCCAGAGCAAUUGCACCUACACCCUGGCUAGGAGCUGCACGCAGAAGACCUCCCUUCAGCCUUUCUCUGUCAACGUGGAGAAUGAGAGGCGGUCCAGGGGCAAGGUCUCUGUGACGAAGGUCGUGUCAGUCACAGCUUAUCAAAACACCAUCUCCAUCUUGCGGGAAAAGAGAGGCAUUGUCCUGGUAAGCCUUUGUGAAACGGAGAGCAAUGGAACAUGGUUGCUUGGUCAAAAGACAUGAGGUGUUGAAUAUAUAGGGUGAAUGGUUGCAGCAAUGAGGUUGUGUAAUGAUAUAGCUAUGGGUAAUGAUGGAGUCAGCGGAUGGGCUGUAGCUCAGUGCAGAGAAUCUGCCUUGUAUGAAAAAGGUUCCAGGUUCAAUCCCCAACAUCUGGGGCUGGCAGAAACCCCUGAGAAACCCUGGAAGGUUCCUGCCAGUCAGUGUAGACAAUACUGAGCUAGAUGAACCAAUGGUCUGAUUCAAUAUAAGACAGCUUCCUAUGUUCAAGAUGAGCAAAGUAGAACUGAUGUGUGGCUUGUGGGCAACAAUCAAUAUACAAUAGUCAUAUUAGCAAGGCUAGAUCUAGGUUUGGGAGAGGCCUUGGGAAAGUCUCUACAGGUGGGCCCCCUACUUCAUUAGUGAGUCCCUGUGGCCAAAGCUGGCAGCAGCAGCACUAUAAUUAGUGUUUGACAAGGCCAUAUUACCCAUAGGUGCUAGGGGUGCGGGGCACCUGGGCGCUGGGCUCUUGGGGCACCAGCCGAGAGUCUGGCGAAGAGCCCACCCGCCAGUCAGAGUGCUGCGGUGGGCUCUUCUGCUGCGGGCGACCAAGCCAGCAAGACGCUGGGUGGCCAGCCAGCUCUGCCCUCAUGCGCACCUGGGACUGGGCAACUGGGGGGGGUGCUGGGUGGAUCUUUGCACCCCGGCGCCACAUAUGCUUUAGACAGCCCUGGUGUUUGGGCAGCUUGGCAACACCUUUUUUAAUUUUCUGCUUUGACAUUACAGGAAAUCUAAAAUGGUGGCUCCAAGCCAUCCAGCACAAGGGGUCCAGGGCAGGUGUCAGUACAGUGAUGGGCCCUGCUUGCAAUCUGGAGAGCCUAGUGUUCAGGGAUGCUAUGUGCUAAUGCUAGGUUUUCAUGUAUAAGGAACAUACGUAGAAAACAGACCAGUAAACAAGGGCAAAAGGUGAAACUACAUCAGAUGUUGGUUUGGACACAUCAGAGGAGUGGCCAUUGUCUCAAACUGUCUGCCUGCCUAAUUCUCACUAACUUUCCACUGCCACAGGUCAAUGGUGCAACCACCUACUUACCUUUCCGGCUGGUAAGUGAUGGUAUGUGGGCGUACUACCAUGGUGACAACAUUGUGAUUCGGACAGACUUUGGCUUAUUCGUCUCUUUUGACCAGCUCUACCAUCUUGUUGUCAGAGUACCUGAAUCCUAUCAGGGCCAGACCUGUGGCCUAUGUGGUAAUUAUAAUGGCAGAUCCAAUGAUGACCUCUUCCUGCCCACUGGCCACCCAGCCUCAAGCGUCCAAGUCUUUGCAGCUGCUUGGAGAGUGGACAUCCCCACGGCUGUCUGUGCAGAUGAUUGUGCUGCUUCAGUAUGUGGUGCAUGCAGAGAGAGCCGGAAGGCCAGCUAUGUACACAGCAGUCAAUGUGGCAUACUUCAAGCCCCAUAUGGGCCUUUCAGUGCCUGCUUUUCCACCAUCAACCCUGCAGACUUCUACAACAAUUGCGUGCAUGACCUCUGCAAAGCAAGAGGGAACACUGUUAUCCUCUGCCGGGCUAUCCAUGCCUACGUCACUGCCUGUCAAGCGGCAGGCGUCAAGAUCAAGCCUUGGAGGACAGCAGCAUUCUGCCGUAAGUCCUCCUAUAGAACUAGCUUUCUAAGGCCACGGGCACCUAACCCCACUUUCACAACCCCUGCCAGCAUCCUUCUUGAUCUGUGCACACUAGUAUCUAUUAACAAUCUCAACUAUACAUCCAAGAACAGGUAUUACCAACUUGUCUGCUCAUAGUCCGGGCUUGGUGAUGGAAGCGGCAGCAUGUAACAUCCCAAUUCGUACUUUGCAAAACAAUGGUAAUUUUCCAAAUGCAGUGCUGCAACCCAGUGUACAAAAGUGCAUAUACUAGAGUAAAGUGUGCAUAAAAGUUCAUAUAUUAGGGGGAAAUAAUUCACAAAGAUGCUUUAUAUUAUAUUAUGCUUUAUAUUAUGCUUUAUAUUAGGGAAAAUCACUUUGCAAAAAUGUGCAUGUUAGGCAAAACUGCAUACAAAAUUGUGCAUAAUGGCAGGGGAGAAAUCACAUUGAAAUGUUGUUGAGUUUUCCCAAUGACUUUAAAAAAAGCAAACUGACAUGGAAAGGUGGAGACCUGAACUUAAGAUGGGAAAAACAAGGAACUGGGAAUAAACAAAACUGUGAGAUUUACCAAUUCCUAUUCUCCAUCUGGCCCCCAUAUGUUGUCAGGUGUGAGGCAGCUGAGUCCAGUUCAAAUUUGUACCCUUGAUUGGCCAAGUUUGGCAUGUGGGAUGGUGAUUUCUUAUCCAUGGUGCAGACAGUACUGAGCUAAAUGGACAAAAUGGUCUGAACUGACUCAGUAUCCUAGCUCCCUAUGUUCCUAAUCCACACUCAUCUUCCCCUUUCAUAUAGUAACUUAAUUUCCCCCAAUCUUUCUUGCAGCUAUGAAGUGCCCAGUCAACAGUCACUAUGAUAUCUGUGUCAGAGCUUGCCCCAGAGGUUGCAGAGAAGCAGUCAGCAUCACCAAGUGCUCUAGCAACUGUGCCGAAGGCUGCCAGUGCAAAAAGGGUUACUUUAUGGCUGGGUAUCAUUGUGUGCCUAUUAGUCAAUGCCGGUGCUUUCACCAGGGCACAUGGUUUAAGGCAAGUGACAAGCACUUUCUGAAAGAACAAGAACAUGUUACCCCAAUACACAAGCUGGCUAAACUGGAAUGCUUGAAUUUAAAGGCAUUUUGUUCAGUUGGGCUGUGGUUUCUCUACAAAGAUCAGGAAGAGAUGCUAGUGUGUGUGUGCGUGUGUGUGUGUGUGUGAGAGAGAGAGAGAGAGAGAGAGAAGGAGAAGGAGAAGAACUUUAACAUGCACACUUACAAACAGAGGCAUAACCACAGCUGCACACUCACGGAUUGUUCUUGUUAAGAAUUCUUCUGCACCAAGGGGAAAUAACACCUGAAGAAGCGUUUUGCUCCAACAGGAAGCAGAAGGCUAGCUGGGAUGUUUAUGGAGCAACGGGAAGAAAUAAUGUUGUAGAGGCAGAAAUGGGAGUGGUGUAGGUUCCAGAAGCACAUUUGUGGGUGUCACACGCCCCUGAAGUUUGUUAGGCAGAUCUUUCAGUGUGGUGGCAUUCAUGUUUUGGAAUAUGCUCCCACUGGAAAUUAGGAGGCACCAACUAUUUUUUUCUAUUUUUACUCAAUGAUGUGAUGAAAGUAUUUUUUUUUCUGUGUCAAACACACACACAAAUUUGCAGUUGGGUCAGCAGAACUGUGAUGAUAACAUAUGGAAGAUACCACAUAAACUCACCAUACAUUAUAUGAUUUCAAACAUGGCAAAAUGCAAGAGUCACCUGCUUUCAACACUGUGUUUUUAUUGGCAGGUUGGAGUGAAGGUGAUCACAGCCAACUGCAGGGAGGAGUGUACCUGCCAUCGUCAAGGUCGGGUCGUGUGCACACCGCUACCAUGUGCAGCUGGACAAACCUGUGUCCUGAGUAAUGCCAAGUGGACUUGUAUCCGGCAAGAGGGCCAUUGCACCAUUUCCCAGGGGCACAUCUUCACAACUUACGACGGGGUCUCCGGAAAGGUUCCCCCUGUAGGGUCCUAUGAGAUCUCCGUGCUCAUCAACGCCAAGUCUACAUCUUGGUUCCGGGUGGUAAUUCAGCUGCAGAAAUGUCCUGCAUGCCCCACACCCCUUGUGGUCACUGUCACAAUCUAUUUCCACAAGCUUAUUGUGCUGGUGAAGCAGGACAGCUCAGUCACGGUAAGAAGUAAAGAAUGGAAGCUGACAGAACUCAUAUUCUAUCAGCCAUUAUACCUUUCAGUAUCCACUUCUUAUUUCCACAUAAGCUUUCUUGCCAAUCAACACACCGCCAUCUCACCUCCCACUCUUCCCACUAACUUGUCAUCCUUUUUAUUUAUCCGCCCUGGAAUGCUGUAACUAAUGAGCAUUAAAUUAGUGUAUACAGUUGCAAUAGACACUCUAUAAGGGUGGGCUUAAUUCUCUUUGGCCAGCCUUCCAUAGGAUUCAUGCCAGAAGUGGGCAGGGCCAAAGCCAAUAGCAGGAAAAGCAAUAACUGACAAGGGGUGGAGCCACUCUACACUUUCACACAUGCAUGCACCAUACCCACCCACAUAAAUACACACGUUACACAUUCAGCACUCACCACACAGUCAGUUGGCAAUAGAGAUGCAGGUUGGAUGAGACUAGUCUGAUAUAGGAAAGCUUUAUAUGAAAACUCUGGAGAGGUGAAUGCAUUGAAAAAUGUAAAGCAUAGAAUUGGAGGGGCACAGAGAUCAGAGAAAGAAAAAAGAUGUUAAGAAUUGCCACUGAAUCAGCAAAUUUAAGGGUAGUUUUGCUCAAACAAAAUGCCCAGGGAUAUAGAAGACUAUCAGUAGUUUUCUUAGGGGCUAGUGACAUAAUUCAGUGUGUGUGUCACAGAAAGAGUGAACGAGCGAAUAGGUACACUUCUGAGUCAUAGGCAAUGGCGUAGUUGAAACUCAAGUUGAAUUCGAAGGUCCUCUCAAGAGAAACUUCUAUACAAAUUCAAAGGAAAAUGAAAGGAAUUUUGAUAAUGGGCAUGUGUGUAUUCACAUACAUUUCUGGAAAGGUUCCCUAGCAAAUGUGCUAGAUGUAUGAUACAGAAAAUGGAGGGAGGGGUGGUAGUCUAAGGCCAUGAGCUUUAGAAGUUUUGUGACAAAAGCUUGAAAUUGAUGCAGCUUGCAGGAUCCAAUGCAGAGGCUUAAGGGGCAGGUCAUGGUCAUAUCAUGGGGAAGAACAGCGAGUUUAGCAGAAGCUAUAUCUCUCCAGCAACCACACAUCUUCUAAAGUUAUAUUGUUGUUCUCCUUGUUUUGUCUUUAUCAUCUGUAGUAGUUCUAAAUGACCAUCUGGUUUACAUGUUAUAGGUUAAUGGGCACCCAGUGCAUCUUCCAGUCCAGCCCUCAAAGGAAGUAUCGAUAAGCCUGGCUCAGGACUUGGUGACAGUGGCACACAGAUCAGGUGUGCGGGUUCUCUAUAGCACCAGAGGAGACCUGACAGUGGCCAUCAGUGGUGAACUGGCCAACAAAGUAUUCGGAGCCUGUGGAAACUUCAAUGGGAAUGGUGCAGAUGACUUGCGGUUACCCAACGGUAGAGUAGCGCACACCAUUACAGAGGUCAUUAGCCACUGGCGAGUCACGACAGCUAUGCAAAAUGGUAUGUAAGGACAGAAACUUAAUCAAUUUUUCCCCAAUGCUUGCAUGUCUUAUUUCACUAAUCUAUUUAAUGAUCCCCACUGCUUAAGUCAAUGGGCAAGGGUACAAUCUCCCUCCCCCCCAAAAAAAGCAACUGGGACAUAAAUGAUGGCAACUGGAUACUUGGUUGUUUAAGAAAGUAGGUUUCUACUGAUGCUAUUUAUGCUGCUCUGUUGAGCAUCUCAAGGUUGCACCCCAUGACCCAAGCAUGGAGGAAGAAGGAGAAGAACGAACAGUUUAUUGGGGCCUAUUGAUCAUGGAAGACUGGGCCUCAACUGUAAACACAUUGCCAUUGAGGGGUGUGUGUCAAAUUGUAGCUCAUGCUUGAGGGUGUUAAGGUAAACUUAUUUCCCUUUCUCUAUCUAUGAUUUCUGCUCUUCUUUCCUCCUCUUUUCUUUCUUCCAUUAUUUCAUCUUUGCUUCCUUUUAACUCUUUUCUUGCUUUCUUCUCUUCACAUCCUUCCUUUCUUCCCCCUCUCCACAAUAUGUUUUUCCCUAGAAGCAAGACUCAGUCUAAACGAAGACUUCCAUGGCACUGCUUGAGAGCCAGCAGACUUUUCCACCCUGGUGCUCUCCAAGUGGUCUGGACUACAGCCUGACCAUUGGUCAUCCUGGUUGGGGCUGCCUAGAGUUGUUGUCCAAAGAAUCUGGAGGGCACCAGAUUGGGGAAGAAUGAUAUAAAAGUGCUUCUUCACCAUCGUAGCUCUGUGGUAGAAAGAAUGUUUUGUAUGCAGGAACGGGCCAAGGGGAAACCUACUCUGACCCAUGCCUAGAAAUUGGGUUACCAUACGUCCAGAAUUUCCCAGACAUAUCCAGAAUACUGCAUUCGUCAGCAGCGUCCAGGCAGAAAUCAACUAAAUGUUCGGGAAAUUCCAGACGUAUGGCAGCCCAUGUUGGCAGUGCUGAUUUCCCCGAUUUUCCCUUAAAAUAGCUCAAAAACAGCAAUUUUAUGACACAAGUAGAAGUGUGGGCAAGCCUUGACAGAUUUAUUCAUCCUUAGCAAUGGCUCUUUAGUGUCUCCUGUUAAGAAUAACGCCUAUACACAGUUUGGAAUUGCCUACCAUGAUGCAUGUCCAAGUAUGGGUAUACUCCCGCAAGGGAUUUGGAAUACUGUUGUUUGAUAUACAAGGCACUGAAUGCUCUGUUAUUCCCUUAUAUUUUUAGCUCGUUUUAAAAUCCACUCCUACUGA
Podarcis lilfordi (Lilford's wall lizard) is the source of this 49704-nucleotide messenger RNA. The record is from the annotation of a GenBank genome assembly. NCBI's taxonomy places the organism in Eukaryota, Metazoa, Chordata, Lepidosauria, Squamata, Lacertidae.